This is a messenger RNA of Pelobates cultripes (western spadefoot toad), 46994 nucleotides long. The record is from the annotation of a GenBank genome assembly. NCBI's taxonomy places the organism in Eukaryota, Metazoa, Chordata, Amphibia, Anura, Pelobatidae.
AUGAUGGCUGCGGAGAAGAGACGUGCGGUCGGAGGCUCUCCGGUCCCACGGCCUUCCCCUAGUCCCGCUAACGAGACUGAGUUCCUGUCCCAAACAGGGACCCGAGACAUGCUGAGGGAGGCCGUGCUGAAGCUCGUGGAAGCCAGGCCGGAGGAACCAGCAGCUUUCCUGGCAGAUUACUUCGAGAAGCUGGGGCAUGAUUCGGCUGAAGGAACAGUUUUGAUCGGGGACCACGGAUCACAUCUACUGGGGCAGCAACGCCUGGGGCGGGCCAUGUGGUACCUGAAACUGGCCCAUCACUCUCAGAGGUCCGGAUAGCCAGCUAGCAUGGCGGGGGCCGGGGAGGGGGCACUGUGUGCUGCAUCCUUAGAGCCAUCUACAGGGAUGAGCCUUAGUCAGAGGGCGGCCUGGCCUGGGUAGGAGAGUCAGGGGGCUGGAUCUGCUCACUUAUGGAGUGGGCUCCGUGAGGGUGAAUGGUAGAGAGCAUUGACACUUGGCUGGACACACCCUUGACAUACAGAUGACGGAGGGGGAACAAAGCCCUGGCAAAGGGGAAAACAAAACAAAAAACAAGUAUUGGGUAUUAGAUGCACAGUAUUGUAUUAAAUAGUUUUGCUAUUGAUCCAAUUGUAAAGAAAAAAAUCAUUUGGAAGGCAUGGGGAACAUAAAGUCAGAUUAAGUGUAUUAAUCCCUUAAAAAAAAAAAAAAGGUAUAGUGUGGAAGAUACCGUAGUUAGGAAAAUUAUUUAGCGCUUCUCAUACAAGUCCAGAAUUUAAAUCAAUGUCCCUAGAUGUAAUUAUAUACAAAAACAAAAAAAAAGUAGAGAAAUAUUAACAUAUGUACAAUGUUAGAUUGAGGGGGAAGUCUAAGCUGAAGGAGAUAAAGGGAAAUGGGGUGUGGGGGGAACUGUAGAAAGAAGCAUGUUUUUAAAGUUGAAAAAGAUGGGUCAAGUAAGCCACAUAACAUAAUCCAUCAUGACUAUUUUGAUUUGGGAACUUUAUAUUCUGCCUAUAAUUUCUGCUCUCGUGAAAGUUUCUAAAUGUUAAUUUUAACAUAGGCACCAAGACAACUUAACUUGGCCAUUUUGGCAUAUAGAUCAUGUCCCUGCAGUCUUGCUCAAAUUUUUGUCAUUCAGGAAUUAAAUGUUUAUGCAGCCUUAGUCACCACUCUAUGUGAAAAAACUAAGUUUGUCUGAUUGUUGCAAAUACUAUGUUGCAACAAUCUGACAAAUUUAGUAUUUUCUGAAACUUUUUGCCACAAAUAUUAUCUCUAAACUUUUUUUCAUUGAAUACAACUAUAGAGGCAGGCAGAUACAAUACAAUUAUUCUAUUAUUAUUCUAUAAUUAUUAUUCCUUUGUAAUUAAUCAGUCUGAAUUCUACUACGAUUUACUGCCUCAAGCAUUUAGCUGUACGAGGAUGUUUAGAGGGUUUGAUUUAGACAUCAAUAGACUUUUCAAAUCUUAGUGUCCGACUCUGUCUGUGAGAAUCUACCAACUAAUAUAUAGCAAGGGGCCAAUAUCUUGAAAUCAUUAAAGGAAAACUCAGUUUUCCUGGCACUGCAGGUACCCUCUCCCUCCCACCUCCCAUCCCAGGUAGCUGAAGGGGUGAAAACCCCUUCAGGUCACUUACCUGAGACCCCGCCGAUGUCCCUUGGCGGUGGUUUCGGGUCGGCGUUGCUCCUCCCAGUAAUCACGUCAGCCGGUAGGCGAGACUGAACCUGCCCACCGGCUGAGGAAACCUAAUGCGCAUUAGGGCUCCCCAUAGGAAAGCAUUGAAAAAGAUUUUCAAUGCUUUCCUAUGGGGAAUUGAGCGACGCUGGAGGUCCUCAUACAGCGUGAGGACGUCCAGCGAGGCUCCAGCAAAGAAAAUCUAUGCUAUGAAUCAGUAAGUGCCCUCUAGUAGACAGCCACUAGAGCUGGAGUUAACCCCGUAAUGUAAUUAUUGCAGUUUGUAAAAAACUGCAAUAAUUACAGUUGCAGGAUUAAGAGUAGUGGGAGUUGGCACCCAGACCACUCCAAUGGGCAGAAGUGGUCUGGGUGCCUGGAGUGUCCCUUUAAUAUAUUUUGAUCUCUGAUGUACUUUUCAAAUUGAUUGAUUUAUGAACUUUAUAAUGGUUUGCUAUCAUCUUGAGUCAUCAUUUCUAUCAGUUUUCUUUUUAACGCACGUGCACACUUUAGCACUGGGUAUUUUUAUUUUAUUUUUUUUGGAACAUUUAAUAAAGUAUUUUUUAAAUUUCACUUAUGAAUUUCUAAGUUAACCACUCUUCUUUGAAUAUCCUUUAGGGUACUUUUCUGUGGAGUUCUCCCCCUUCAGGGUUGCUUUCCAUUUGUAUUUGGGUUUUUUCUAUCCACACUCUCUCUUACCAAUUCCCAAUUGAGACUUCAGUUAACAGACUAUAGUUCUUCUGUUAGUCUAUUCUCUGUAUAUUUUAAAGAAAUACUUGAAACCACUCAAAACCUUUGGCUUAAUGAACUGGUUUUGGUGUACAGAUCAUUACCUAGCAGUCACACAUAUAAAGGUACAAUAUAGGCACCAUACCACAUAAGCUAAAUGUAGUUGAUAUGGUGCUAGGUGAGCCCCUCUUACCUCAAGGGAUGAAACUGUUCUUAAACCCCAAGUUGUCUCCAGCACCGAUUUCAACUCAGGCAGCAUCUGGCUUCUGAAAUUUCAAUUUCAGCCAAACGGUGACUCCUCAUUUAUAAAACUGACUUUUUCAAGCUACUUUUAUGAAUAGGGAGUCACUGAUUGGCUGAGAGUAUCAGCUGACCGCUGUCAGCAGCACCCAUGCCUAGUGGCACUCUGUGCUUCCUGAAACUGACAUUUCAGAAACCAGCAGAAUUGAGAUGGGUGCUGGAAGCAACUCUGGGGAUAAACUGUUUGUGAACGGUUUAACCUAUGCGGUAAGAGAGCGCCCCCAGGGCCUUCGGGCAUCAUAACCUAAUUUAGAUUACAUUGUUAUGGUGCCUGAAGUGUUCUUUUAAUUCUUUUCCAUUUAGGCGGAGACUCACACACAUCAUGCAUGAGAAAAAUAAAUAAAAAUCAGGUUAUUGCAGUGGUCUUGGUACAAUGUCCCUACUGGACUUAGAGUUGUUUGGAGAAGCAUUGCAGUGCUAAGUCUGCCUCCAGUGGCUGUCUACCAGUCAGCCACUAGAGGCACUUCCGUAAUGUUACCGGACUUUUGAACAGCUGACACUGGAUAUCCUCACGCUCUGCAUGAGGACAUCCAGCGUCAGCUAUUUCACCAAAGGAAAGCAUUGAUAGAAGGGCCUAAUGCCAGAGUGCCGCGACCCAGCGCUGAGGGACAGAAUUGCCACUGGUUGCUCAGUUUGUGUGACAAUAGUUGUUUAUAAUAACCUUGAUGAGUGUGUGCGUGUUUAUGCAUAUGUGUAUAUAUUAAUAACUUUGAUGUGUGUGUGUGUGUACAUUUUUUUUUUUUGGCAAUAUUGCAUAAAAAAAGUUUAGAAGUUUAUUCACUAAAUGGUGAAUUGUAGUAAACUGAAAACCAUUUAGCUGGAAAUCAAAACUUGGUUUUAUUUGCUCAGGUUUUUCAAAUUCAAUGUACCCCAAAAGCAAAUAGGAGAUUAAAGUUUCCCAUAAUCUGCUACAAUGGACACCAUGGGAGUUAAGUCUGAUAAGGUGUCCGAAGACAUUAAAGAGGAGAAGUGGAUUGUGUUUGCUGUUCCACUGGUUUCCAUGGUGACUACCCCACUUCUAUUAUUAUUAACCACUUUUGAGAAACAAUAGUUUUUUAUUCAUAACCCCCAAUAUAUAUUCAGAAUAAAAAGCAUGUGCAAUUAAAAGUUUGCUUUAAAGAUUACUUGCUUAAUAAAAUGUUUGUUGGUCCUUGUAAGUUAUAGUUCUCUUUCUAUAAACAGGACGGCUUUUAACAACAACCUCAGCAUUGCAUAUGACUGCUUGAGUGCAGGAGGGAAGAAAAGGAAGCCUGGCCUUAGUGGGAAAAGUUACAGUGAAGUAUUGCGAAGAAUAUGCCGGGAAGGUGACCUCCCUGAGGAAAUCUCCUCUUCUCUCCUGAAGAGGAUACAGUGCCGAGACCACGAAGCUGUGCCAUUUGACGUUUUCCGAUAUGGUGUGUUAACAUGCUUUGUGCUGUUGGAAUUUAUGUGCAAAGCGGAAACGUUGUUCAGUAUCCUAGAUGGGAAUGGGCAGGCUGAUAAAAGUCUAUGUCAAGCUGUGCUGGAAACCCUUGAAGAGGCUUUGGUUGCCAGUGACAUUUGUAUCCCAGCCAGCUACCUGGAAGCAGGCUCAAAACUGGGACCCGACUGUUUGGCUGUAGUCAUGGAUAGGGCUUUUUUGAAUAGGGAUUCUGGCGUCACUAUGACCUUACAGGAGUUUUUAAUGGAUGCCUCUGCCUUGUUCCUUGAAAAAGUGAAGUCUGUUCAAUGAUGACUGCUGUCUGAUCAUUUUUACUCUAGAUAUGAUUUAAUAGUUAAUAGGAAAAUCUGAAUGUUGUCCAUGCACAUGGCUUGGAACAAUUAAAGAGGUAUAGACCAGGCAUAGACAACCUUCGGCACUGCAGAUGUUUUGGACUACACCUCCCAUGAUGCUUUGCCAGCAUUAUGUUUGUUAGAGCAUUAUGGGGGUUAUAGUUCACAACACCUGGAGUGCCGAAGGUUGCCUAUCCCUGGUAUAGACUAUGGUAUUUAAAAAAAAAAAAAAAAAAUUUUUUUUUUAAACUUGCUGCUUCCCGUUUCAAGCUGCAAAUAUACCAUAUUAUUUCAUAAUGCAAUGAAUGAAAUGUUAUCUUGUCUGUUAGUAUUAAUUAUUGCCAUGGCUGUUCCAUGGCAAGCAUCCCUAUAUAAUUGUGCUUUGCAAUGUUGAAUAUAUACCAAAUAGUAAUAUAGCUUGUGUGACCAUUAAAUUAUAAUAAAACAUGUUUUAUAACUCGGAAACCAAAUUCAUAUCCUUUAUAGUUUGUUUAUGGUUUUAUUUUGUUUUUUUAACUUGCACUUUAUUGAAGUUUUGGCCAAAUAUACAACAAAGGAGACAAAACCGCCCAGUUUUUUUUCCCUGAUCUAGUAUCCCUCCCUUUCACAGCAGUUUGCAAGGAGUCUGCUUCAGCAGGGUUAGAUAUUUAUUUUAUGCUCACCUGGUCAAUAAUUUUGUAGGCCGAGCCAGGGACCAGCCUCCAAUUUACAAAGACCCAGAAAAUAGCAUAUUUGAGUCACUAGCCUGAGUACCCCCUUUGGUGACCAGCGGGUGAUCUAACUCCUCCCUGAGGAGUUGAAAGCAAUCCAUUGGAUAUAUUGGUCCGAGCCAUGGCUAAGCCUCCUUCACAGACAAUCCAGUAAAUGACAAUUAUGUAAGGUGACUACCUGGGUUUGCCUCUUUUAUGCAUACCACUAUGUCUGGGGUCUGUUUUAACCCCUUAGUGACCAGGCCGUUUUUCAAUUUUCUUACCGUUGGGACAAGGGCUCUUUUUACAUUAAUGUGGUGUUUGUGUUUAGCUGUAAUUUUCCUCUCACUCAUUUACUGUACCCACACAUAUUAUUAUAUACUGGUUUUCUCGCCGUUAAAUGACCUUUCUAAAGAUACCAUUAUUUUCAUCAUAUCCUAUAAUUUACUAUAAAAAUUAUUAUAAAAUAUGAAAAAAUUGAAAAAACACACUUUUUUAAACUUUGACCCCCAAAAUCUGUUACGCAUCUACAAUUGCCAAAAAAACACCUGUGCUAAAUAGUUUCUAAAUUUUGUCCUGAGUUUAGAAAUGCCCAAUGUUAGCAUGCUCUUAGCUUUUUUUGCAAAGUUAUAGGGCUAUAAGCACAAGUAGCACUUUGCCAUUUCCAAACCAAUUUUUUUCAAAGUUAACCCAAGUUACAUUUUAACACUGAUAUAUGUCAGGAAUCCCUGAAUAACCCUUCACAUGUAUAUAUUUUUUAAACGAAGACAACCUAAGGUAUUAAACCUGGGGUAUUUUGAAUCUUUUCAUGCAGCCAUUUUAGCACCAAUCUAUGCCAAAUUAAAAAAAAAAAAGAAUAAUAAUUGGUGAUUUCUUUGAGACCUAUAGCAAUUUAAGAAUAUAUGUACUGAGAACGUUAAGGGUUACUGCCAAAAAACACCCCAAUUUGUGUUCAUCAUCAUCUCCUGAGUACAGGGAUACCACCCAUGCAUAGGUUUUUUCGGCUUCUCUGGGGGCUAAAAUACCUUAUUUGGAGGGUGUGCAUUCCAGUUUUCCAACACAGUAAGUCAUCAUGCAUCCAUGUCCCAUUUGGGGCAUUUUUGAAGCUGGACAAUAUAAUUUACCCCCAUCAAACCAUAUAUUGUUUGAAAAGUAGACACCCUAGGGUAUUUCAAAUGGUGGUAUUUUAACACUUUCUAUUCACUAAUUCUACCACCAGCCUUUGUCAAACUUUUGGAUAGUCGUUUUUUGUGUAAUUUUUCUCUCAAAUUGUACUUUAGGCAUGGAUUUUUAAUUCCGUUUAUGUGUUACUGACAAAGAACACCUCAAUAUGUGUUCAGCAACAUCUCCCGAGUACAACAGUGCCCCCAAUGUACAGGUUUUAUGGGCUUUUGCAAACUUACAGGGGUCAAAUGAAGGGCUUUUCCAUGUUUGCACAUUGAAAUUUGCCAGAUUGGUUUGCUGGGCCUAUGUUGCCUUUGACACUAUAUAGCCGCCCAGGAAUUAAAAUUAACCCCAUCAUGGCAUAUCAUUUGUAAAAGUAGACAACCCAGGGUAUUCCAAAUGGGGUAUGUCCAGUCUUUUGUAGUAGCCACUUAGUCACAAACGCUGGCCAAAGUUAGCAUUUUUCUUAGUUUUUUUGCAUUUUUGUACACAAAAACUGCACUUUUACUGGUGAUUUCAUUGUCAGAAUACGUUUUACUGAUUUAGAACACUCAUAUUUGUAUUCAACGAAGUCUCCCGAGUAUAACAAUACCCCCAUGUACAGGUUUUAUGGUGUUUUGGAAAGUUACAGGGUCAUUAUAGGGCUUGCCCGAUCUAGUUGGCCAGAUUGGUUUGCUGGACCUUUGUUGCCUUUUGAGACCAUAUGGUAGCCCAGGAAUGUGAAAUAACCCCAUCACGGCAUACCAUUUUCAAAUGUAGACAACCCAGGGUAUUCCAAAUGGGGUAUUUACGGUCUUUUGUUGUAGCCACUUAGUCACAAACGCUGGCCAAAGUUAGCGGUUUUAUUUGUUUUUGUAUAAAUGUUUUGGUUUUUAAAUUUUAUGUGCGUGUGUAUAUAUUACACAUAUAUAUGUACACACACACUAACUGUGUGUGUGUGUGUGUAUAUGUAUAUAUAUAUAUGUGUAUAUAUAUAAUAUUUAUACACACACACUUUUAUUUUCUAUAUAUGUACACUGCUCAAAAAAAAUAAAGGGAACACAAAAAUAACACAUCCUAGAUCUGAAUGAAUUAAAUAUUCUUCUGAAAUAGUUUGUUCUUUACAUGAAUGUGCUGACAACAAAAAUUAAAAAUUAAAAAAAAAUUCAACCCAUGGAGGUCUGGAUUUGGAGUCACACUCAAAAUUAAAGUGGAAAAACACACUACACGCUGAUCCAACUUUGCUGUAAUAUCCUUAAAACAAGUCAAAAUGAGGCUCAGUAGUGUGUGUGGCCUCCACGUGCCUGUAUGACCUCCCUACAACGCCUGUGCAUGCUCCUGAUGAGGUGGCGGAUGGUCUCCUGAGGGAUCUCCUCCCAGACCUCGACUAAAGCAUCUGCCAACUCCUGGACAGUCUAUGGUGCAACGUGACGUUGUGGAUGGAGUGAGACAUGAUGUGCUCAGUUGGAUUCAGGUCUGGGGAACGGGCAGGCCAGUCCAUAGCAUCAAUGCCUUCGUCUUGCAGGAACUGCUGACACACUAAAGCCACAUGAGGUCUAGCAUUGUCUUGCAUUAGGAGGAACCCAGGGCCAACCACACCAGCAUAUGGUCUCACAAGGGGUCUGAGGAUCUCAUCUCGGUACCUAAUGGCAGUCAGGCUACCUCUGGCGAGCACAUGGAGAGCUGUGCGACCCCCCAAAGAAAUGCCACCCCACACCAUUACUGACCCACUGCCAAACCGGUCAUGCUGGAGGAUGUUGCAGGCAGCAGAACAUUCUCCACGGCGUCUCCAGGCUCUGUCACAUGUGCUCAGUGUGAACCUGCUUUCAUCUGUGAAGAGCACAGGGUGCCAGUGGCGAAUUUGCCAAUCUUGGUGUUCUCUGGCAAAUGCCAAACGUCCUGCACGGUGUUGGGCUGUAAGCACAACCCCCACCUGUGGACGUCGGGCCCCUCAUAUCACCUUCAUGGAUUUUGUUUCUGACCGUUUGAGCAGACACAUGCACAUUUGUGGCCUGCUGGAGGUCAUUUUUCAGGGCUCUGGCAGUGCUCCUCCUGUUCCUCCUUGCACAAAGGCGGAGGUAGCGGUCCUGCUGCUGGGUUGUUGCCCUCCUACAGCCUCUCCCUGCCUCCUGAUAUACGGGCCUGUCUCCUGGUAGCGCCUCUGUGAUGUAUGGGCGGUUGGGUAUGUGUGAGUGUGUGUGAGUAUAUGUAUUGUGAUAUAUGGGCAUUGGGCAGUUGGGCUGUUGUUGGCUGUGAAUGAUGCACUUCCUUUCUUUUGGUUCUUGACUUCCUGUUCCUGUUGGCAGUUGGUGGAAUGUUCCAGGGAUUUGAAAUGGCGGCUGCAGAAACCCUGUGUAACAAGGCUGCAAUAUAGUAUAUAUGUAUUAAUAAAGUGAGUACUUCGUUAUACAGGAAUUAUUGACUUAUUUGUACAAAACAUCACAGCCUCCAUGCUCUGGACACUACGCUGACAGACACAGCAAACCUUCUUGCCACAGCUCGCAUUGAUGUGCCAUCCUGGAUGAGCUGCACUACCUGAGCCACUUGUGUGGGUUGUAGACUCCGUCUCAUGCUACCACUAGAGUGACAGCACCGCCAGCAUUCAAAAGUGACCAAAACAUCAGCCAGGAAGCAUAGGAACUGAGAAGUGGUCUGUGUUCAGAACCUGCAGAACCACUCCUUUAUUGGGGGUGUCUUGCUAAUUGCCUAUAAUUUCCACCUGUUGUCUAUCCCAUUUGCACUGUGAUGGAAUUCCAGUAAAAUAAAAGUUUAGCAGGCCAAGAUUGCCACAAAGCAUAUGUAGGUACAUGUGUUUGUAGUAUCAGUUAGUUAGUUACACGUAGCUAAGAUACUGUCAUCACUGUACUGAGCAUGUGCAGGAAUGCAGGAACUGGAAUUACGCGUCCCUCUCCUUUGUUUCAGAUGAGCCACGUGGUUAGACUGGAUGGAUGAAUUUAGACUCUAUUCAUUGAUUAGGUUAAGGGUAUGUGUGGGCGUAGCUAAUUAUGGGAGGAGCUACAGUGCUAUAUAAGGAAUCUACUCUAUGUAUUCAGUGCUCAGAUCUUUGCUGUUUUUGGUGACAUAAGUCCCUCUGAGUCCCGGUCGGUGAAUCGAAUAAAGAUCUCUUCCUUCCUGAAGAAACCUGUGUCCAUCUCUCUGUGCUUGGACUCCGUCAGUUUCCCGGUAACAUCUUUGGUGCAUUGGCCGGGAAGCUCGUCGUUAACGGUGGCUAGGAAGCAGAGGCGUGAGACGGUCUAUCUUUGCCCACAUUCUCUACGGCUGCACCCCUGAACUUCUGCGUGGACCUCCCUUCGUCUCGGCGCCACUGGUCUGUUGUCCAGGAGAUCAUCGGCCUCUACGUAGUAAGUGCUGGGGUGUCCCCGUCGAUGAGUGUGAACUCAGGUUCAGGAACGAGGAGGUAAGACGACUACUGUUUUAGACGGUGUACCCACUAGGGGUAUUGGAUACCGAUUGUGCGGUAAGCCCAUAAGGGGUUUGAAUUGGAAUUGUGUAUGGAAUUGGCCCCCUCCAGUGGAGGGAAGGAGCGAAGGCGCACCGCUCAUAAUUAGACGCCCUGUAGUCAGCCCGUCUAAUCUUGGUAUGGAGUGUAAAUAGUUUUAGGUAGUCCCACGAGGUACUGUCCAAUAGAUUAGUUGGGAAACUGUAAAAGUGUUAAAAUUUAUUAUAGUAGAGUGUAUAUCUUGCUGGGUAGCGUGAGCUCUGCCGUCUAGCGAGAGUGUGAAUAGUGUGUAACUGUAUCAUAGCGCACGGUACCAUAACCAUGUAUUAUAAUCACUGAUACUGUAAAUAAUCACUAAUAACUGUCGUUUAUGUUGUAUGUUUAACACCAUAACUACUAUUAACUGACCUUUGACUUUAAAAUUGUAUUCUAACCAAUGCUAACCGUACUAUAACUACUGUUUGUAAAGGCGAUGUUACUAGGGUGUGUUAUAGAUGGGUAAUUUAAAUACUGAGAAUUAUAGCGUGGGUAAUUGUAUAAUUUCGCCAAAAAAGGUACAGUAAUAGUGAUUUAGUGUGUGGUGUAACAGCUGUGUGUGUAUGAGAAUUCUCCUUGUGUUUUGCCAAGUAACUGUGCCACGUGGUGCUGUUGCUAAGGUAACUGGUGUGACUGUUGAAACUGUUUGUCUAUUUGUACUGCUUUGAAUCAGACGCUCUGUUGAAAUCAUGGGUGCUUCUGAUUCACAAACAGUCCUUUGUCUUGUAUGUGUAAAAAAAAAACGAAAAAAAAAAAAAACCUUUCUAAGGAAUAUGCUGUUUGUGAUUAUGGUGUAACACUGUCCCCCAAAAGAUUAAAAUACUUUGUGUAGCAGAGGACGGCCUCUUCUGGUAACCAGUGUUCCUGUGGAUCCUUGAUCCAGAUUUAAUACAGCAGGUUUACAGUGUUAUAAAUAAUAUGUUGGGGCUAUACGAGUAGUUUCUGUAUACAGAUUGUUGAAACACUGCUAAAUGGAACAAACUGUGCUAAGAGGAACAAUGGAGUCCAUGGUAGCCAGAACUUGUUUGUCCUCUAAAACCUUAAUUACAACUGCUUUGGACACCUCCCCCCCUCUUGCAUCUGAUUACCAACCCCUAAUUCAUCCUCCAGAGCCAGAGUAGCCCAAAACUGGUAUAGCUGGUAUUUGCACUCCCCCUGCUCUAUUGUCCACGCCUACCCACAUACCUAUCUGUUCUUUUCUUUCAAAUUCUUGUAUUUCUGUACAAACAGUUUUUUUGUAAUUUAAAUUGACUUCCUUUUUGGUAGGAGUGUAUUUUAGCAUUGAAUUUUAUUUACAGUUAAAUUGUGAGGAGAAUUCUUAAUAACAGUAACUGAGUCUAUUGGAUCAGAUAAUUCUCUGCAAUGACAUUGUACCAUAAACAUUGAAAUAGCACUAAAACUAUUGAAUACUGUGUGUCUUCAGUGAUAGUCUAAAAUACAACUGGAAGAAAUGAUUAAUGGUAUAGGAUGCUGGAGUACACUUUUAUCCUUUUUUUUAGUUACUGGAUGGGCCCCUCCCAGCUUUGUUCAAAAUAUCCCUUUUACUAAAGUACAAACUGAGAUGUUAAAUUUACCAUAGAACUAAAGCUUUACUCAAGCCUAGAUAUCAGGGUGAGCAGUGAUUAAAAUAAGUAAUAAUAAAAUAAGUGUCACGGCAAGGGUGUAUAAUUUAUCAUUACACUAUGGAAUAUCAUCUUUUAAUGUAAUUUGUGUAGUAAAUGGCACACAUUACAGAGAUGCUAUUGCUGAGGUCAACAGGGGUUACAUCUUUUGAAGCUGGGACCCCCCACAGAGGUCAGAUGACAGAAGGGGUAGUGUGAAUGGCAUAGCAAUGUGAAAAGGAUUUUACUAUAUGGAUGUGAAGUCUGCAAGGUGUGAGGUUCUACACUUGGAAAAAGUCUGAAUGUCUCUUCAUCCAUUUGGCAUGUACCUUGUAAGUGAUGAGUAAAUCUCUUUGAUAUGUAAAUGCCAUUAGCUUUGUUCUAGUAUCAUAUCCAAAGGAAGGACAAAAACAUUCAUAUUUACCCCCACAGAAUAAUAAUUAAGCCUCAUUUUUGUUAUAUUUGGAAUGUGACAAGCGCCAUCUUCUAACCAAGUCCAAACAUGAGUGGCAUAACUUGACCCUAGGGAAAGGAAUUGUGAUGUCCGUCCUAUUGGAUCGUGGGUGGGACGUGCAACAUGUCUAUGGAAUGGGAAAAUAAUAACAAAUUUGUAGAUGCAAUUAUUAUUUCUGUGGCAGGUACAAAAAAGAAGAUAGAGUCAAAUGUUUCCAUUUGGAUUGACAGUGGUCUGGAACAAAGGAGGUGGUCCGUUAUUAUAUCUGUAGGUACGCCUUAACUCCACCCCUGGGCAAGACUUGAUAAUUCACAGGGUAUAUCUCCUGUGAUUCUGAAGGGUGUUUGUGUACUUGCUUGGGGCCAAGAUCUAAUUUUGGGUGAGUCACCAUCUUUCCUUGCCAGAGACCCCCUGGACAGAAGUUGUACUUUGAAAACCUAAGUGAGUAAUUAGGACUUCUGUAUUUUAUCCUUUUUGUUUUUAUCUGUUGGUGUAAAUAAUUUGUUUAUCAUAUAUUUUUAUAGAUGUACUGACUAUCUUUUGCUCAUAAUAAACAUUCAUUUAUUAAGUUUUGCCUUUGUCUGGUUAAGAAUCACGUUACCUGAAGAAACUAGUUAGUAUUUUUAUAAUUCCUUAAAUAUUGUACUAAGUAAUAUUUGGUGGGUUUUAUUAUUGAUUUACCUGGGGGACCAAGGCACCCCAUUUAUAAAUUGUCUUGGUGGUGGCAGCGUUAAAGUAGUAAUAGUUAUAUUAUUAUGUUUAAGUGUGGGUGGUGUUAAAGGGGGAUUUUGUCAUUAUUUCCGGUCUAGUGCAGACAAAUAGUGUACUUUAACCCUUUCACCACCACAACUACGUCACGCACACUCUUGGAGUAGGGUGCGUUCGUGACAAUAAGCACAUAAUUACCAGAUUUUACUAAUUACAUGACGUAAAGUCAUGAUUUUAUAAAGGACACGGAGGCGAGUAUUAGGCUUUCCUCUUUCUUUAUUCCUCAGCAGCAAAGAAAGCUAAGGUGUUUAUUUGUAGAAAAAAAGGAAAAAGAAACAUGUAUAACUACCCUCACAGGGUUAACAUUACAUCAUUAUCUCCUAUCCAAUAGGAGCAGUCCUUCUCUGAUAUCCUUUCCUGUAACCUCCUCCUCUUCCUCUUUCUUGACGUUGCCGAAGUUAAAGUUCGUGUUUGUACCAAGUAACUAUCUACUCGGUCGAACCUAACCUAAACAGAAAAAACAGUUGAACAUUGAACUUGACCGUGAACUCCUCCAUGGGGAAUAAACAUUGGAGACCUCCAGAAACUGAUCCCCUUGAACUCGAACUCGUCGUCCAUCCUAGGAGUUGUAGGAUUGUUCACGCUGUAAAAACAAAGAAAAUAGUGGUAAAGCGUGUCCUUGCCAACUAUUGUCGUUUUACUCUUAUGUAUCAAACUUGAGCUGUUUAUGAAACCGUUAUGUUUAACCAAAUCUGUCAUAGUCAACCACGUUAUGUAUUACCAAGAACCACUUACGUGAAGAAGGAAAAAAGUGAACUCUUUCUACCAAAAUACUUAGUACGUACCUGGGUUGGGAUACACAACUUGUGUAUCUGUUCCGGGUGGGCUAAUACUCGCCUCCGUGUCCUUUAUAAAAUCAUGACUUUACGUCAUGUAAUUAGUAAAAUCUGGUAAUUUUAUUAAAGGACACGGAGGCUCUUAUUAGGCUAGUUCAAAGCUGUGAAAUAACCAGGCUCGACACGUGCUCUGUUUGCCGAAAGUAAUAUUCUUUAAACGUCGAUUCCCUGGACCAGUCUGCCGUUCUCAUGAGGUCUUCUAAUCUACAACCUAGCGUGAACGCUUUGGAUGCCAUGGCUCCUCUAGUAGAGUGUGCGCCAUAUACGGAGGUAUCUAUGUGAGCUAACGUCAUUAUCCAUUUCACCCAGCGGGCGAGGGUUACCGUGGAGACAGGUUGAUGUGGUUGUCUGAUGGCCAGAAACAAUUCCGGAUGUGUUGAUUUCCUGAAUUCCGAGGUUCGUUUCUCAUAUUCUCGUAGGCAGUGUACUGGACAGAGCUUCUCGUUGUGUGGGAACGAAGGGUAUGAGACUGAUGUAAUUGACGAUUUUGUACGUCUGGAGAUGUUGAACGAGACUCCUGUGGGAGUAAAGGAGCGUGCAUCAACGUCCAGUGCUCUAACGUCUGACACCCUCUUGCAAGAUAGCAGGCAGAGGAGCAUGGUGAGCUUCGCUGACAGUUGUUUGAGCGUAAGUGCCUCGUUUUGAGGCCAGGACUCUAACAGCGUCAGCACUGAGUUGACGUCCCACAAUGACGAGUAUCGGGGUUGUGGUGGGCGGGCAAAACGAAUUCCCCUCAGGAGACGGCAUACCAGAAGUUGCUGACCCAUCGGGGUUCCCUCUAUACCUUGGUGCCCUGCCGAGAUUGCUGAUCUAUAGACGUUGAUGGUCCGGUAGGCCAAUCCUUGAUUAUGUAGGUUGGUGAGGAACCUCAACAGAUAACUUACAGGAGCACGUACGGGAUCCAUUUGUUGUUCCAUGCACCAACUAGCCCAUCCGUUCCAGGCAUAGAGGUAGGAGCGUCUAGUUCCAGGUGCCCAGGCUCCCGCCAGUAGUUCGACAGUGUCCUGUGGAACGUCCGGUAUGCUCCAGGGUCCCCUGAAAGGAGCCACGCUAAGAAUUUGAGACGCCCCUGGGUCAUGAGGGGAUGUGGGUUGCCCUCUGGGUCUGAUAAAAGGAACCAGGGGUCCGGAAGUCGUCUCGGGAAGUCCAUGGACAUUUCCAUUAGGGUCGGGAACCACGGUUGGGUUGUCCAAAACGGAGUUAUGAGGACCAGGGUCGCUUGAGUACGUCUCAGAUGUACUAUCGUGCGAGCUAUGAGGGAGAACGGAGGGAAGGCAUAUAAUCGGCUGUUCGGCCAGUGUUGGAGAAAAGCGUCCGCUGCUAGUGCAUCUGGGUCUGGUCUCCAACUGAAGAACGUUGGCAGUUGUGAGUUCAGCCGGGAUGCGAACAGAUCGAUUUGCAUCGGGCCCCAGAGCGCUUGAAGCUGUAAGAACACCUCGCGGUCCAGCCGCCAGUCGCUGGCGUCUUGUAUGUGUCUGGAAUGCCAAUCCGCUACCACGUUGGACAUACCCGGGAUGUAUUCCGCUUGGACCGAGAUGUUGUGUUCCAGGCAGUGUUGCCAGAACUCCUUGGCCAGGUCCGCCAGUAUCUUCGAUCUCGUGCCACCGAGGUGGUUGAUGUAGCGGACUGCGGAAAUGUUGUCCAUGCGUAGGACGAUGGAGCAAUUGGUUAUGCCCCCGAGGAGGCUCUUCAGUGCGAAAGAUCCCGCCAUGAGUUCCAAACCGUUGAUGUGUAAUUUUUUCUCUGCGCACGACCAGGUUCCUCCGGUGGAGGUAGGCCCGCAGCGCGCUCCCCAACCGUGCGUGCUCGCAUCGGACUCUACGAUGAAGUCCGGGGCAGACCCGAAUAUUGCUCUGCCGUUCCACGCCUCCAUGUGUAGCAGCCACCAUGUGAGUUCCUGUUUGGCUUCGUAGUCGAGUGGUACAGAGUCGGAGUACGCAUGCCCUGAGCGUAAUUGUGUGGCCUUUAGACGCUGUAGGGCCCUGUAGUGUAGUGGCCCCGGGAAUAUUGCCUGAAUGGAGGCUGAGAGGAGUCCGAUUACUCUGGCUAGUUGCCGGAGUGUCAGUACCGGCCUCUUGAGUGUUCUGCGGAUCUCCUUUUUGAUGAGUUUUACUUUGUCCGUUGGUAAGCUGAGCGUACCGGUAGUCGCAUCUAUGUGAAAACCCAAGAAUUCCAUGUUCUGGGACGGGGUAAGCACCGAUUUCUCCCAGUUGAUGAGAAAUCCUAGACUCUGUAGCAGUGUCACUGCCCAUGUCAGGUGCUGUUGUAAUUGACGGGCUUCGUGCGCCAUGAUCAGCAUAUCGUCCAGAUAAAUGAUCAUCCGGACGCCUCUGCUGCGUAGAAAGGCGACCACAGGCUUCAGCAGCUUGGUGAAGCACCAAGGGGCCAAUGAGAGACCAAAGGGAAGGCAGCGGAAUCGCCACAUUGUCGCUUCCCAUUGGAAUUGGAGCAGGUGGUGGCACUCUUCCGCAAUGGGGAUUGUAAGAUAUGCAUCUUGGAGGUCCAGCUUCACCAUCCAGUCCCCUAACCUGAGCAGGUCUCGCAGGCAGUGGAUACCCUCCAUUUUGAAAUGGUGGUACCGCACAAAUGCGUUUAGUGGCCGCAAGUUGAUGACUGGGCGCACCCCGCCGCCCUUCUUGGGUACCAGAAACAGAUUGCUCAUGAACCCAGGGGAUGGUGAAGGGACCUGGUAUAUGGCGCCCUUCGCUUGGAGGGUGCGAAUCUCCUCGCUCACCAAUCCCUUGUCUUGCGUGGAGAAAACUAUGCGGUGUGGUCUGUGUGUUUGGACCGGGGUUCGCACAAACUCUAUGUGGUAACCCCUGAUGGUGUUGAGGACCCAUACGUCCGCAGUCAGCUGUUGCCAGGACUCUACAAAGUGUAACAGUCUGCCCCCACAGUCGGUACACCCGGGAGGGGGGGAGGUAAUACACUUACCAUAAGGUCGGCGGCUGUACGAGUUGCCUCUGGGUCCUCGAGGUUGCCAUGGUCUGGCCCUGACCGGGAAGAAGGGUGAGGGCGUACGGCUCUCUGGCGGCUGGAAUCUAGCCGUGGCGGGACCUCUGUAUCCCCGGUAGGAACCGCGGGAAGAACGGCCGGGCAGACGGCCCCGGUGUCUGCCGGCCCCACCAAAAACUCUGGGAGAGAACACUCUUUUUAUAUUUGUCUGUGCCUUGUCUAGGGCCGUAAAGGUGCUCACAUACAUUCCCAAUUCUUUGACAAAGUUGUCACCGAACAGGAGACCCUUGGCUUGCGGUCCCGGUUCGGUGAGAGCCAUGUUAAUUAGCUUGGGCUCGAUUUUCAUUAAAAUAGUUUUGCGCCUUUCUGUGGCCAGUGCAGCGUUAGCGUUGCCGAUGAGGCAGAUCGACCGUUGGGCCCAGCCUCUAAUGGCUAGUAAAUCAAGAGGCGUUCCCUCAUUUAAGGCCGCUUCGACCAAUUCAAAAAUCUUGGCACUAGGGCCCAAUGUAUCCAGCACUUUAUCUUGGCAGUGGCGUAGGGAGUAAUCAAGUCCCUUCUUCGCCUUCCAGCCAGACUUACCCAAGAACUGUGCUAUUUUGGGGUCGAUAUCAGGUGUAGCACAGGCCAUGUCAGGCACAGUCGGGCGUGGGCAUUCAGCCCGUAGUUUCUGCCUGGUGGCCUUAUCCAAAGGUUUGCGGAUUCUGGCCGCUAUGUAUCGUGCUACAUGAUCGGUUGGAUACCACUCCGCCGAUCUCGGGUUUUGUAAGGUGUCUGGGUCGAACAGAGGUUCGCCCUGAGGGUCCAGAAUAGUGGUUUCAUCCGCCGUGUCAUGCACGGGGUUGGCUCGAGUGCGUGUCGGACUCUGGUCCGGGGAGGAAAACUCCCAUUCCUCUGAGUCGGCUUGGUCCGACCCGUUCAAAACCUCCUCACUAUCCGAAUCAGUGUCGGAAGAAUCUGACAGGGCUUUUGCCCUCUUCCAUGUCCACGCCGCUUUUGCCCGGCGGGUGGCUCGUUUUCGUGGGGGCCCCACGACCUCAGGUGCGACAGGACGUACCCUGUCCGUCAGUCUAGUUUUGGAGGCAUGCGUUCCCACAUUGUGGGUUUUACUAAUGGCCUUACGGCCCUCUCUGCUUAAAGGUUCCCCCUCUGCGGCCCUGGCUUGAGUCAUGCUGGGGUUAGACGCCUUAAUGGCACUCGAAAUAGAGUGUGACAAGUUAUCCGACAUAACCCCCAUGGCGGUAAAGAUAGCUUGGGUAACUGAUUUUGACAUGGUGGCGUCCAGGAGCGAGUGGAACUCCUCAGAGUCCAAUUGCUCCAGAGGGGCCACCAUGUCCCUAUGCAGGGAUAUGGGUUCAGCCACGGAGGGCCCGUGCUGGGCCUUAGUAUCACCUUUAUCACUGGUGCCAGGGGCAGAAAAAGCCUCAGGGGUCUGCAUCAUGGGUUUAAAAGACAGGAUUAUGUAUAUGGCUACCUGAUGUGUCAGUAAUGAGCUACUAAAACAGGCAAGAGACAAGGCAGCAGGACAACAAGCACAGAAUGCACUGUUAGCUUACCGAGUGUUCCCUCAGGAAUGGCUCCUGGGAUCACUGGCAAGCUAACAGUACAGCAAACAAACCAAUCAGCUCGCGCCCUGCAGUGGGCUGAACGAGCUGAGGGAGAAAAAAGAGCGGCAAAAUUUUUCCUAGUGCCGCCCCUUUAAGAUGGGCGCCAGUAUGGGCCGCGCAUGCGCGCGCGGCGCUCACGAACGAGAGGCCGCGGCGGGGGAACCCUCCGCCGGGAGAGAGAGCCGGUCCGGUCCUCGAGGGUUCCCUGCGCCGCGUGACCGAUGAGGGGGGUAAUAAACUACCCAGCGGCAAGUGUGGAGCCGGUAUCCCCGCGGGGGGGCGGGGUACCGGCGGGACAAUGUGGGAAAGGGGCCCCCCCACGGAGGGUUAGCUUGAAGGGGGGGGUGUACACCAAACGCACAAUGCGUUCUGCUGAGUUUAAGUCAGCUCACAAAAACAGGCAUAAUUUAAAAUAAAGUCAUACACACAUAUAUAAGUACAAAUGACAGUUAAGAGAAAAAACAAAGUGUUACUUAGCUGAGGCAGCAGCAAAGAAAGAGGAAGAGGAGGAGGUUACAGGAAAGGAUAUCAGAGAAGGACUGCUCCUAUUGGAUAGGAGAUAAUGAUGUAAUGUUAACCCUGUGAGGGUAGUUAUACAUGUUUCUUUUUCCUUUUUUUCUACAAAUAAACACCUUAGCUUUCUUUGCUGCUGAGGAAUAAAGAAAGAGGAAAGCCUAAUAAGAGCCUCCGUGUCCUUUAAUAAAAUUAAAGUUUAUCUGCUUCAUUAGAUUUUAGGGAGGCACUUUAGGGCCACCUACUGGCCAUCUUUGGGAGUUACAUUGAUAUUACAUUGCAUAAUCAUCUUUUAACGCUAUACUGGCAUAUAACAGACAGAAGUAGGAUUGUUUAUCUUAUUUUAAUAUAUUUAUUGCUAUAAGGUUUUAUUUUAUGUAUAAAUAUAUUAAAAGUUAAGUUUUAUUAUUAGACCCAUAAAGAUUAUUUUGAUACAAUUACCCUCUGGUGACACCUACUGGUAGGUUUUUGGUUUAACACUUUAAAAAAAUGUUUCAUCCACCAAAUGCUGACUAGUAAAAUUAGCUCACCCCCUUCCACCUAUCUUACUACUCUCAGACUGAGCAGCCUUACCGAAGCCCUGUAUUAACCCGACAGAUGACUGGUACCCUCCAACCCCGACAUUAUCAAAUGCCUCUCUGAUUGACACCGGGCCCGACACACAUUAAUGGUGAAGGCCAGUUACAACAUGCCGACCCCUUUACCACUACGGAUUUCUUCAACUGGAAAACCCAUAACUCCUCUUACACAGACAAACCUCAAGCCAUGACAGAUUUGAUUACCUCCAUAAUCCAAACGCACAAUCCCACUUGGGCUGAUUGCCAGCAAUUGCUUAUGACAAUGUUUAAUAACGAGGAAAGGACUCGGAUUAAUAAGGCGGCAAUUAAAGUGCUUGAAGAAGUGGCCCGUGCACAGAAUCAGGCCAACCCGGUAGCAUGGGCUGCAGCUCAUUACCCAAACGUAGAUCCGAAUUGGAAUGUUAAUGGUGCUGAUAUGGCUCACCUAAAAGCUUAUAGGGAAGCCAUUAUUACUGGCAUGAAAGCCGGAGGGAAAAAGGCGAUCAAUAUGUCAAAGACGGCUGAGGUAUUGCAGAAAUGUGAUGAGUCGCCCAGUGCCUUUUAUGACCGAUUAUUGGAGGCAUACCGAUUGUAUACCCCCUUUAGUCCAGAGGCUCCUGAGAAUUCCCGGAUGGUUAACUCUGCCUUUGUCAGCCAGGCUUACGGAGAUAUUAAAAGAAAAUUGCAAAAGCUAGAAGGGUUUGUAGGGAUGUCUAUAACUCAACUAAUGGAAAUAGCAGAUAAGGUUUAUAUGAAUAGGGAGACAGAGACGAAGAAGGAAGAAGAGCGUAAGAUGAGAAGGAAGGCAGAUAUGUUAGCGGUAGCUAUCGCUGGUGUAGAUAGAAGGGAAAAGGAAGUGUACAGGGGAACCGAGAAAAGCGAGAAUAAGUGGAAUAGGGAGUCUUUAAGUAGGAAUCAAAGUUCAUGUUGUAGAGAGGAAGGGCAUUGGAAAGUGACUGUCCACAGAGGGGAUAUAUUGCAGGUGGUAGACAAGAAGAGAGAAGAGGGUGAGGUGGUUAUAGAGGACGAGGUAGAGGAAGUUUUGGAGGAAAUAGUGGGAAUAAUAGAGGAAGUGUUCAAGGGGACAGAUAUUAUCUACCCACGCAGAGACCUAGAGAAAGAGAGGAUAGAGACUUUGUGGGUUUGGCUGACACUGUCAUGGAGGACUAUUGAUACCGACCGGGCUCCAUUCCCCUUGGUCGAGCGGAGCCUAUGGUCGAUGUAGCAAUAGGGGGAAAAAGGAGUUCUUUCAUGAUCGACACUGGUGCUCAACAUUCUGUGGUAACCGACCUAGUUGCUCCUCCUUCAGGAAGAACUAUCACUGUAAUAGGAGCAACUGGGAGGAGUGCUGCUAAACCGGUUCUCAAAAGUCGACUCUGUACACUGGGAGGCCACGUAGUGAAACAUCAGUUCCUUUACAUGCCUGAAUGUCCAGUCCAACUUCUAGGACGGGAUUUGUUGUCGAAGUUACAAGCACAGAUAACAUUUCUGCCUAACGGAACGACAUCCUUGAAGUUUAAUGGACCCUCAGGUAUAAUGACACUAUCAGUACCAAAGGAAGAAGAGUGGCAACUUUAUACAGUGAUGACAAGUCAAAACCCUAAGAGUGAUGAAUCCUUGUAUAAUAUACCAGGAGUGUGGGCAGAAAAUAACCCACCAGGACUUGCUCGCAAUAUCCCACCUAUACGCAUCGAACUAAAGCUUGGGGUUUAUCCAGUAAGCCUGCGACAAUACCAUAUACCUCAAAAGGCGAAGAAGAACAUACAGUCUUAUUUGGAUAAGUUCAUAAGGUAUGGUAUCCUAAAAUUCUGUACUUCCCCCUGGAAUACUCCAUUGUUGCCUGUUCAGAAGCCUGGGUCAGAUGAGUAUCGUCCUGUGCAGGAUUUGAGAGCAGUCAAUGAUGCGGUAGUAGGUAUACAUCCAGUUGUGCCCAAUCCUUAUAACCUGCUUGCCUUGAUUCCGGGUGGGGCUACUUACUUUACAGUCUUGGACCUUAAAGAUGCCUUCUUUUGCCUACGAAUUGCUACAGAAAGCCAGUGUAUCAUUGCAUUCCAUUGGGAAGAUGCUGUAACGGGCUCAAAACGUCAGAUGACCUGGACAAGAUUGCCCCAAGGGUUUAAAAAUUCACCUACCCUAUUUGGAUCAACAUUAAGUCAGGACUUAUUAGAUUUCAAGUCCAUCCCAGGAAAAUGUGUACUACUACAAUACGUGGAUGAUUUGUUGAUAGCGGCAGUUACUAAAGAGAUAUGCCAGCAAGCAACUUAUGAUUUACUGCACAUUCUUUGGAAGUCAGGAUACAAGGUGUCCAGGAAGUAAGCUCAGUUGUGUCAGCCAACUGUCAAGUAUCUGGGAUUCCAUAUCUUUGAAGGUCAAAGGAUAAUGGGGCCUGAAAGAAAAGAGGCUGUAUGCCAAAUACCAACACUUAAGAACAGAAGACAAGUGCGAGAAUUCUUGGGGGCAGCAGGCUUCUGUAGGAUAUGGAUUCCCAGUUAUGCAAUACUGGCGAAACCCCUCUAUGCCGCUAUUAAAGGCACGGAACAUGAUUUCUUCCUGUGGACCAUCGAACAGCAGAACGCAUUUGAGGAUGUUAAGAAGGCAUUGAUGAGCGCCCCCGCAUUAGGUCUACCUGAUCAUACACAUCCAUUCUACUUAUAUGUACACGAGCAAAGAAGGAUGGCUGUGGGAGUACUGACACAGUAUCUGGGAUCAUGGCAACGUCCUGUUGCGUAUAUGUCCAAACAACUGGAUGCAGUAGCCAGUGGUCUUCCUCCUUGUCUAAGGGCCGUAGCUGCCGCCGCCCUGUUGGUAGCAGAAGCUGACAAGCUCACUCUGGGUCAGGAACUCUAUGUGCGAGUCCUGCACGCAGUACAGACGUUGCUAGACUAUAAAGGUAAUCAUUGGUUUAGCAAUAGCCGAAUGACUAAAUAUCAAGCCAUGCUAUGUGAAACUGUUAAUACCCUGAAUCCAGCUACCCUUUUGCCACAACGUAAUGAAAGUAAACAUGAUUGUUUGGAGAUAAUGGAUGAGGUGUUUUUCAAGCUAACCGGACCUUCAUGAUUUUCCCAUUCAGGACCUGGAUGUACAGUAUUAUACGGAUGGUAGUAGCUAUGUGAAAGAAGGAAUUACUCGGCAGCAGGUUGUAGAGUUGGGUAAAACUAUGGAGGAGGUACAGUAAUGGGUACAAGAUAGGUGACCUGUAAAUAUUUAUCCACCUGUCCAUUCUUACCAUCCAGGAGAUCAAGUUUGGAUAAAGGAGUGGAACAGUGUACCGUUGGGGCCAAAGUGGAGGGGUCCUUAUGCUGUUCUUUUGUCUACUCCAACAGCUAUAAAGGUGGCAGAGGUGACUCUGUGGAUUCAUCACUCCAGGGUUAAACCAGCAGCAGAUUUUUGGCAAGCUACUCAAGAUCCUGAAAAUCCCUGCAAGAUCCGGUUGAAGCGAGUGACCCAGUUAGAUUAAAAGUGUUUUUUGCGAAGAGUAUUGUUACAAGGGAACAUCAACAAAGAUCUACAAGUAGGUGUUUUGACGGCCACAAUAAAGCCUGACCACCUACCAACGUUUAAGCCAGAGGAAUCCUCUGUGAAGAACAGUGAGGAUCAGAAGGACUCCAUUCCCUGCAGCCCUCACACGCCUGGAAGCUGAGGUGCCGUCGCACAGUCGAAGAAUUAGGAAGAAGAUGUCAGGAGUAAUGUGUUUGAUGAUGUAUAUAUGUGUGUUUUUAAUUAUUCAGGAAGGUAGAGGUACCGACACACCAGGCUGCGAGGUUUGCAUUAAGACUACGAAAACAGGCAAUCGUAUUUCCCAGACCCUUAUUUGGCAUUCGCAAUAUGAGUGCACAGGACAUGUAUCAAAGUGUAGAUACCUAGGUACAGAUUAUAGUGUAUGCCAUAUAGGAGCAGGAGAACCUAGGUGUUUUAAUCCUGAGUAUCAGCCCUGUACAAUUUGGUUGACUAUUCGGAAUGAGAACGAACAGGGGAGCCUGAUAAAUAAGACUGUACUAGAAAGCGUACGUUCUCCAGGUGUUUUGCUAUUUGAUGCAUGUAAGGCGAUAUCAGGUAGUAGGAAGCCAUGGAAUGUAUGUGGUGGUCUUAAAUGGGAAAGAACGUAUGGGUCUAAUGAUAAGUAUAUUUGUCCUAGUAAUAAGCAUAAGUAUAUAGAUCCAAACUGCCUAAAUAAAGACUACAAUUAUUGUCCGUAUUGGUCCUCUGUGGGAUGGGCAACCUGGGGACACACAGUAGAUAAGGAUAUGAUUAUCACUAGAUUGCCUACCAAGCCAUAUUGUAAGUCUAUGGCGUGUAACCCAGUCCAUAUACUUAUCAAGGACCCAGAGCUAUUUAUAGAUAAGUUUGGGAAUCUAUUUGGGUUCCAAAUAUAUGGAACAGGUUUGGAUCCUGGGACGAUAUUAUACAUAGGAAUAGAGACAGAUACAGUGGCCCCCCAAACUCAUCAGGUUUUCCAUUCUUUUUAUGAGGAGAUGAGUGUGGAAGAUAAGGUUCCCCAUAAUGCCAAAAACUUAUUCAUAGACCUAGCUGAGAGCAUUGCUGGUAGUCUUAAUGUAACCAACUGCUAUGUGUGUGGAGGUACUAAUAUGGGAGACCAAUGGCCUUGGGAAGCAAAGGAGGUAAUGUAUUCUGGUUCUGAGACGGUUGAACAACUAAUAUCUUCUCAAUCUGAUUAUCAAGUGAGUGUUAGAGGUAAAUCUGAGUGGCGAUUAAAGACCUCCAUUAUAGGUUAUGUUUGUAUAGCAAGGAAAGGAAUAAUGUUUAAUACAUCUGUAGGAGAAUUGACUUGUUUAGGGCAGAAAGCCUAUAAUGACGAUACAAAGGAUACUAUUUGAUGGUCAGCUUCAAAUGUCUCGGAACCUAUUAAUCCAUUUGCCAAUUACACUAAUUUGAAAGAGGUAUGGUUUGAUUUAUCUGCUACAUCUAGUUGGAAAGCCCCAGCAAAAUUGUACUGGAUUUGUGGUAAGAAGGCAUGUUCGGAGUUACCACAAGACUGGGAAGGGGCAUGUGUACUAGGUAUGCUCAAACCAUCCUUCUUCUUGUUGCCAAUUGAAACAGGAGAGACUUUGGGAGUUAAAGUAUAUGAUGUAAAUCAUAGGAAGAAAAGGGCACCCCUAGAGAUAGGUACCUGGGAAGAUGAUGAGUGGCCUCCCCAGCGUAUUAUAGAUUAUUAUGGGCCAGCUACGUGGGCAGAGGAUGGUACUUAUGGAUACAGAACCCCAAUAUAUAUGCUUAAUCGUAUUAUAAGAUUGCAAGCAGUAGUUGAGAUAGUUACCAAUGAAACAUCACAAGCGCUCAAUCUCCUAGCGAAGCAUAACACUAGGGUGAGGACAGCCAUCUACCAGAAUAGAUUAGUUUUGGAUUACCUAUUGGCAGUAGAGGGAGGUGUAUGUGGGAAGUUUAAUCUAAGCAAUUGUUGUCUUCAAAUAGAUGAUGAAGGGCAAGCAAUAGCUGAGCUUACUAGCCAUAUGGUUAAGCUAGCACAUGUACCUACUCAGGUAUGGAAAGGGUAUAAUCCGAGUAGUUGGUUUGGUAGUUGGUAUGAGCAGUUUAGAGGAAUCAAGGCAUUGGUAGGUGGAGUCAUACUGAUUUUUGAUGUUGUGUCUCCUUCUGCCAUGUCUGAUUCCUUUGGUAAUUAGGUCUAUACAGAGUAUUAUAGAAAGUAUAGCAGAAAGAAAGGCCGCAGCACAGGUAAUGGCUGUUUGCAGGUAUGAAGCUCUAGAUCAAGGAGAAUACAUGCAGGAAGAGGAAUGUUGAGGGGUUCGUAUCUUUAGAGGAUCGCAAAGUCUAGUCUGGUUUAUGGCAACUUGAGGUGUAAGCAAACUAUGAUUGGUGAUGCAUCUGGAAUUAUUUUAAAUCAGAAGCAUCAAAGGGGAGAAUGUGAUGGAAUUCCAGUAAAAUAAAAGUUUAGCAGGCCAAGAUUGCCACAAGGCAUAUGUAGGUACAUGUGUUUGUAGUAUCAGUUAGUAAGUUACACGAAGCUAAGAUAAUGUCAUCACUGUACUGAGCAUGUGCAGGAAUGCAGGAACUGGAAUUACGCGUCCCUCUCCUUUGUUUCAGAUGAGCCACGUGGUUAGACCGGAUGGAUGAGUUUAGACUCAAUUCAUUGAUUAGGUUAAGGGUAUGUGUGGGCGUAGCUAAUUAUGGGAGGAGCUACAGUGCUAUAUAAGGAAUGUACUCUAUGUAUUCAGUGCUCAGAUCUUUGCUGUUUUUGGUGACAUAAGUCCCUCUGAGUCCCGGUCAGUGAAUCGAAUAAAGAUCUCUUCCUUCCUGAAGAAACCUGUGUCCAUCUCUCUGUGCUUGGCCUCCGUCAGUUUCCCGGUAACACUGCGACCGGGUACCGCCAUUACCAUCUGCAGCCCCAGCCCGGGCGGCAAACCGCCGGGGCUGCCGUCCAAGGGGUCCAUGCUGUCACGGCCACCCGACGGAUGUGGAUUGUGAGGUGGCCCGGUCAGCGCUGGACGCUUUAAGAGCGUGACCGGGCCCCCUGUGAUUACAUCACAGAGCUGGGAGGAAGUGACUGCACGUCACUCCUCCCAGCUAAUACUGGGAGCCGCGCGGGAGGAAGACCAGGGAGUCAGAGUGGGAACUCUGACUCCCAUGCACCUGAGCCACCACUGGACCCCAGGGAAUGUCACCCUCCUGCACCUUAAAGGUAGGAAACAGGAGGGUGACUUAAAUAUAAUGUGUGUGUGUGUCUUUGUAUGUAUGUGUCUUUGUAUGUAUGUCUUGUGUAUGUAUGUGUGUCUUGUCUUUGUAUGUAUGUGUUGUGUGUGUAGGUGUGUCUUAUGUAUGUGUCUGUAUGUAUGUGUCUUGUGUCUGUGUGUAUGUGUGUGUGUCUUUAUAUGUAUGUCUUAUGUGUGUGUCUGUGUGCAUGUCUGUGUGUGUGUGUGUGUCUGUAUGUCUGCCUGUAUGUUUGUAUGUAUGUGUCGUGUAUGUGUGCCUGUCUGUUUGUAUGUAUGUGUCUUUGUAUGUGUGUCUGUAUGUAUGUGUGCCUGUCUGUUAUAGUGGGCUAUAGCAAGUGGGCUACCUAGCUCAGUCUUCCUACUGGGCAUUGCUAUAAGUAAGGUUAAAAAAUAGAAAAAAGAAAGGUGCGGAGGGGAAUUGAGGAGGGUGGGGAGGGGAGCUGACGCACAGAUGAGAAAUCAUUUUAUGCGCAAACAGAGAAGUCGUCUGAAUAUCACCGAAAGAGGAGACCUUUGUUUGUUCCUUACGAAAAUCGAACCAGAUAUCAAAUAUUUAGUCUCGCAGUAUCAACCUCAAGGAUCUCAUUAAUCACUAGUAAAGGUAAUUUCAAUUGUUUAUUGUUUUCUCAUUAAACUUUAUAAAGUUAAAAACAUUAUAAACAUGCAUUAAGUAGAAAUAAAAAGAUAAAUGUACGUACAUUUUUUUUUUUUUUUAAAUGCCCUCCUUUCUAAAGAAUAUUCAGCACUUGCACGAAAACUGGUGGCCGGUAAGGAAAUGUUUCCAUCAAGAAAGGUGCAUUAGUGAGCGGUAAGAAGAAAAAGGUUGAUUACCACUGCUAUACACAGUGUGAACUGAGUCUGAGUGACUGUCACUAGAGAGGUUACUAAGUAGUAAUGUAAACACUGCCUUUCCUCUGGAAAGUCAGUGUUUACAUUAAAAAGUUUUCGGAGAGAGGAUAAAGACACCAGAACCACUACAUUAAACUGUAGUGGUUUUGAUGACUAUUGUGCCCCUUUAACCUAGCCCAAUAUUUCAGCCAAUGUUUUAACCUGCAUCACAACUCUUCAUCCAAAACCCAUCUGCACCGCGUCUCCUCCCCCUCAGUGACGCCAUACUUGUUGUCCCACCUGGGUUUAUGGGAGUUGUAGUCCGCUCCUCCCUCUAGACUCUGGAGUUACCUCUUCCUGUCCUCGGCGCUAUCUUCCUCUGUCCGGCGUAUUGUUAGGAAAGCGGCUCUUUCUUUCUGUCCUUCCCAGCGAUAUGUCGUGACUUUCCAGCCGGCUAGAGGCUUUCCCAGCACUGUGAUUCAGCCUAUCCCGCAGGCAGACUCUCAUCUCUCCGAACAGGCCGCGGGCCCCUGGGGGGGUCAAAGAGGAGCAACUAUGGCUCGGCCCAUCAUGCCGGUACCCAGCUCACAGAAAGCCCUGCUGCUGGAACUCAAGGGCCUACAGGAGGAGCCGGUGGAGGGCUUUAGGGUGAACCUGGUGGACGAUGGAGAUCUGUAUAACUGGGAGGUUGCCAUAUUCGGGCCCCCCAAUACCUUCUAUGAGGGGGGCUACUUUAAGGUGAGAUUGUGGGGGCAAAUACAAAAAAGGGGGGGUUUGUCCACGAGCUGGUGGUGGUAGUAUAGUUAUAGGCGGCUAUGGCUUUUAUAGGGGGCAGCAAGCUGUAACAGUGGGCACUACAGGCAGGGAGGGAAACAAAGGGGAUCAUUUACCAGGUUCCAAAUCCAUCUUAUUAUAAUUAUUGGCAUUUGUAUAGCCCCAACUUAUUUCGCAGCACUUUACAAUAUUAUAAAAGGUGGACAUUUAACAAUAAAUGUAACAGUUACAAAAUGUUAAAGGAACAAUAGGUUGAUGAGGAUCCUGUUUUGUGUGUGUGUGUGUGUGUGUGUGUGUGUGUGUCUCUCUCGCUCUCACACACCAUACUUUGAUUCUUAAAAGGAAAUCUUUAUCACAAACGUAAAUACAGUGACUGUGCAGAACACUGAUGUAGCAUUUUUAACCCUUUGAUAAUGUGUUGGUAAUCUAUAUAGACUUAAGGUGUACUGAUCAAUAUAACUCCUCAGUUUUGGUGUAUCAAAUGGAAAACAAAAAUGCAGACUCUUAAAUUUUGUGUAGUUCUACCACAAAUACAUUUUGUUUGUAAAUAAGGUAAAACUCCUAAGCAUGCUAUGUCAAGCAGAAGGGAACAAUGCAGUUUAUCAACUUAUUUUACAGUGACCUAGUGAAUUUUAAAAAUAUAAACUGUUUCAAAGUAAGAUGUGCCCUUUCAAUAUUGGUGGUGGUAAUGCUCUGCUAGCUUUUAAAAAUCAGCUUGUACUAACAAAGACUGCUCUUUGUGGUGAGAGCUGGAAGUGCCUCGGGAUAGUUCCAUUUACCCUCCCCCAAUGUUAUUGAAAGCUUUGCAGUUUGUUUAGGUGCAAAGGCUGCAAAAUGGCUUUCAAUAUGUAGUAUGGGAUCCAUAUAUAGUGUGUAUCUCCUAGGCAUUGCAGCAAUGAAAUUGAAAAGAUCUCUUUCAUUAUCUCUGUAUUUUUAAAGGCUCGUCUGAAGUUCCCUGUAGACUAUCCGUAUUCACCUCCCGCAUUCCGCUUCCUUACAAAAAUGUGGCAUCCCAAUAUUUAUGAGGUAAGUGAUGUGAGAUGUGUAAACCCGCUGUUGUAGGUUUUGUACUAUUUCCUAACAUAUUGGUGCAUUAACAAAAUAAAAUCCAGUACUUCAAGAAUAUGCAUUAAGUUACAUCUGAAUACAAAAGCAAAGCGGAACAUUCAGUGCAACGUUAAAGCCAUUUUAAAGGUGAAUUUACAAAGUUGCACUGUUGCCUAAAUCCUCUUCUAGUGGCUGUCUCUCAGACAGCUACUAGAGUGACUUACUGGACCUGCAGGACUUAAGCUUAAUGUCUCUACACUUUACAUUAAGACACUGAAUGCUCCACAUAGUGAUGCAAAUUGCUGCAGCACUUUAAUUUGUCACGUUUGUACACUAAUCUUCUAAUGCUUCCCUAUGGAAUAUAUUUAAAAAUGUAUCAAUGUUUUUAAUAAAUAAAUAAACAUUGUAAAAGUUUUUCCAAAAACUGCAUUUGCAUUUCUUCAGAAGGACUAAAAUAAUUUGCACUUGGAAAAACUUACUUAAAGGCUAUUUGUUUGGCAUUGAAAAAAUAUUAAUGCUUGGAUUCUGGCAAAUACUAGUAGCCUUUGUAGGCUUCUGGCUCAGAGCAAUAGCUAUGCAGUUAUACCUGUUAUAUAGGCUGAAAAAAAGACUUGUGUCUAGCAAGUUCAGCUUUUCUCAUAUCUUUUUUUGCUUUUAAAUUUAAUAUGUAAAAAAACGUUUGACGCUCUUUCAAUUUUGCAACAAACUAGGAAAUAGUUCCUUCUUGACCCUAGAAUAUCAGCCAGAUAUCUCUUUAGAUCAAGAAGCUGUUACCCCUCUAAUUAAAAAUUAUAUUUCUAAAAAUUAUUUUUUUUUGAGUACUCAUCCAGUUGUACAGACCUCUCCAGAUGGCUCCUGCAGUCUAGCAAGCUAUAAAAAGAGUAGGAGAUAAGAAAUUCUAAACUAUCCUUCUGAAAAUUAAAAUUUUUUGCAUUGCAGGGUUAAAGGGGCACCCACACCACUUAAUCUCAUUGCAGUGGUCUGGUUGUAGUGUCCCGUUUCCUUAAAGUGGCACUGUCACCGUUUCCUUAAAGUGGCACUGUCACAGAAUUUGCAAAGGUGAGUUCUAUUUACCUCUACCUGUCUCUCGCAGGCGCCGCCAUCUACUUCCGGUGGGUCCUCUUCAGCUCCUGGUAUUUAAGUGCCAGGAGCCGACGUCUCUGCUGUACUCUCGCGCAUGUGUGAGGUCUACAGGGGAUCCUGCAGUACUGUGGGAUCCUUAAUACAUAAAUCCAAUUUUCUGCAUUCGUCACUGGUGACGGCUGAGGGGGAUUGAUUCUUCUAGACAGCGCUAGCUGUGUCUAGGCAUAGGAGAGAUACAGAGAUAAAGUAGUCCCUACUUUAACUAACUGAAAUUCCAGCAAAGUCAUUGUGAGUAUUUCAUAAAGAUUCUAUCUUUAAUAAAAACUCAUAUUUCAUAUGGGGUGACAGUGCUGCUUUAAACCUGUGAUGUAAAGCAUUGCAGUUUUAGAGAAACUUCGGUGUUUACAUUGCAUUGUUAAGACUGCCUCUUCUGGAUCUAUGAUGUUGCAGGUGGAGGAGCCUGCCCGAUCCAGCGCCAAGAGGCCCAUGUGCUGCUAUUGGGUAAGUGAAAAUAGUGUGUUUUUAACCCUUUUGUGAUUGCGCGGCGGCACUUUUUAGGAAUACAAUUUAGUAUCCUAACAUUUUAGUGUUACUUUAAGGGUACAGGGACACUGCACCCAGACCACUUCAAUGAGAUGAAGCUGAAGUGGUCUGGGUGCUUAUAAGUGUCCUUAUAAGUUUGUUUUAUAUACAAAAGAUGCACACCUUAGUUAAUAACUAAAUUCUCGUUUUUAUAUAAACAAAGUAUAUCAAACAAAAUAGACCAUGUUAUAAGGCUAUAAUUAAUGAUAGAGGCUAUACAACAUGCACUAAAUCAAACAGGCAUAUAAGCUUUUUUGUAUAUAAUAUGUUGUUUGGCAAAUAUGUAUAUACACAUACACACUCUAUAUCUGCACAGCUCCCUCGUGUGUCCUGCAGUGAGCAGGCAGCUGAAAUAUGAGGUCAUAUAUUGUGUGUGUGUGUGUGUGUGUAUGUAUGUGUGUGUGUGUGUGUAUAUAUAUAUAUAUAUAUAUAUAUAUAUAUAUAUACAUAUACACACACACACACACACACACAAUAUAUGACUUCAUAUUUCAGCUGCCUGCUCACUGCAGGACACACGAGGGAGCUGUGCAGAAUGAGCACAGUAAGUAAUGGGCCCACUUGCUGCCCGGACAACAACUGGGGCACAUUACAAGCGGUUCAGGACUGCAUGCAUGCCGCAAGUCGGACACGCAUACUUUACAGUAUCAGGCUGCUGCUAGAUAUACAUUGCUGAAGGAGCCACACCUUUGCACAUCCUAGUCCUGUGAUGACCCCUUUUAGACUUUUAACUAAGUUGCACUUGGCCAGUGGCUAUUCACUGUUCAGCACCACAUAAAAGCAGGUACCACAUCUCCUGAGUAUUUACCAUGCAACUCUGUUGUAGUGACUGGAUGCAGGGGUGUGAACUCCUUUCCCAUGUUUGUUAAUCUGCAUCUCCCCAAAAGAAGCCCAGUGCAUAUUGACUCAAUCUCCCCUGCUCACACAAGAGACAGUGGUUCACAAAUUUCUCAAAGACUCUUUAUUUUAUGUGUUUAUGAAAUUUAUUGUUAAUAUUUUUUAUUUUUUUUGUGUGUAGUUUUUUUUUUUUUUAUUUAUUUAUUUUUUUGUGGUUUUGGAUUGGGCAUAAAAUGGCGUUUAAUAAAAAAACAAAAAAAAACACAAAAUACAUAUAACCAUACUAAAAAAAUAAAACAAAACUGAAAAAGAGGGAGAGAAAGGGAACAAACAAAGAAAUGUAGAGAGAAGGGAAGUACCCCCUCCCCUGGAUGGGCUUUGCAAUGAAACAAACAUCUAUUUUCUGUAGUCUGUAUAUAGAAUACUUUAUUUAAAAUCUGAGUGAGAGACUGGCUACUUUCCAAUGUUUGGGAAUGCAUAGCCUAGUCGCCUUACAUAUUCUGAAGAUCUGUUUUUUGGCCACAGGUGUGAGGCUUGUCAAUCUUGAGGCCUGUCAAGAUUGUCAUCAAUUAAUCUAAAAAAAAAAAAAAAACAACCACAAAAAAAAUCUCCAAACUUAAGGUUGCUAAGAGAUUUUAUUCUCCUCAUCACAACCCCAAAAGCGAGAAAUGAAAUGGCUAGAUAUGUCAGAGAUUGGUAGGACUUGGUACCAUUUAGUUAGUCUUCUCAGAGUUCUCACACAGCACGUGCAAACAGUCACCUUGGAGGAAUUUUCAAGAAUCAGUCCUUUUCUCAGUAUCUUGUUGUGUGUUUUUUUUUUUUUUUUUUAAAUGAUUUUGAAAAAUUUUUUGUUUUUGUUUUUUUUCUGUCUAGCCAUGGUUGAAGGUACCAUCUUCAUGAGUAUGUGCAUUUCCAACCCAUUUCACCGAUGGGAAAUGGGUUGGAAAUGCUGACUCCCAUAUUACUAGAACAACGUGUUAUUAAACUAGCAACAUUCCAACUUAGCCAAUACAGUUGCAAGGACAUAAAGAAAUGCGAGUGUGUGUCUUUGUGGUCAUUGUGAGAUGGAAGGUUGUUUUAUCAGAAGCUACUUGGUGUUCUUUACUACUUUAAACAAAAACACAUUGUGUGAUUUUUUAAUUAAUGGUUCUUAUAGUCCUCAUUAUUGUCUGUACAUGAUAUGUUGUAUCUUUCUUGACAAUGUUUAAGGUUUCAGUAAGUAGUUGACUGGAACAACUACAGAUAAUCACAUGAGUAUUUUCUUUAAGAGCAAUGAAGACAUUUUUAAAAAAGAUUUUAUUUAAUUUUUUACAUUUUUACCUUAAAUACACUUAUUAACUUUCAUAAUAAUGCUUGUAUUUAAUAAGUCCCUCUCUUUGUUCAAUAUUGGAAAGUAAUGCAUGGAAAAUUAGCAUAACUAAACAGGUUUGUUGUGCUGGCUCUUACAGAAUGGCGAUGUGUGUAUCUCUAUCCUACAUCCUCCAGUAGAUGAUCCACAGAGUGGAGAGUUGCCAUCAGAGAGGUGGAACCCUACACAGAAUGUGCGGUAAGGCUAUAUGUUGAUAAUCUGCCUUUUUAGUGCUUAUUCACUAAAUAAUGAAUUACAAAAUCCAGGUUAAAUAGCUAAAUAAUUGGAAUAUUUAUCCAAUUCAGCCAUGUUAGCCUAAAUAUACCAAUUUGGUUAUGCAUUUAUGAAACAUUAAAUAAAAGCCUUCUAAAGAAAAUAGCCUAUUUUAAAGGAACGGGGGGGACGGGAUUUGGGAAAUCUUAUUGGCGGUAAGAGCUGCAUGUGGAUUAAAGCCACUGUGGUUUAAUAUUUGUCUGUGAGGCUAAAUUUUGAAGUCAAACCAACAAAGUAAGAAAAAACUGGAAGCAGGAAUAGAGACAUGCAACAAACUGUGCCUUAUAUUGCGACCUGGUUAGGUACCGUGCGGAGCGUCAGUUUUGUGCUGGAGCUGUACAAGAAGGGCAUCAGUCUGCACGGUAUGAUGUUCCACAGCAAUUGAGGGCUGUGUGGUAGUGUGAUGCUGAAUGGUAGGCUAGAUAUUCGCCUGGUUGUGCCCUGCAAUCACGGAGUUUUGCUUUAUGGCGACCGAUUGGCUCUGCCAGCAAGCCACAUCCCGAGGAACAGUAUUUCUAACACUAUAGUGCUGGAGUGACUGAUUAGGUCCCCUGAUCUCCUCUCUGUAAAAUUCAAAGGUUUUUAGUUUAACUCUUUAUCCCGUGGCCGGCCCCGUUUCCAUGGCUAGAUCAGUCUUGACUUUUCCAUAGGAAAGAAUUGGGAGGCUAUAGCGCAUGCAUGGCAAAACACAGUGCCUUACCAUUCAGCAUCUCCUCACAGAGAUGCAUUGAAUCAGCGUGGAGAUGCUGUGCAGCCCUGACAUAGAAAACUCCUCUAGUGGUGUCUGAGUGACUGCCACGAGUUACGUAGUUGUCUAGGUUGACAAAAAGACUAAAGUCCGUCCAUUCGUUUAUACUGUUGGUCCAAAAGAAGGCAAAAAACCCUGCAAUAGUGGCCAUUUCCAAUGAUGCCACAAAAAAUCCUUCUUGACUCCGUAAUAGCAAUUUUUUUACAUUCAUAUCAGUUAUAUCUUAAAUAUUCUGUUAAUGCAAAACCGCAUCCAAGCCUUUUUUAUAUGUAUCUAAAGAAACUGAUAACAGAACCUCUUUAGACAGAGAAUUUCACAUCUUUAUUGUUAUUACUGUAAAUGACCCAUUCCUCUGCUGUAAGCUAAAAUGCAUUGUUGUGUAUCCCUGCCAAUGAACAGGUUAGCACACAGCGGCUUGUAAUGACCCUGUAUAUAUAGUGCUGUCAUAUCCCCUCUGAGAUUCCUUUUUUCUAAAGAAAACAAUUGCACUUUUUCUAUUUCCACAAUAUCCUACGUUAAAACUGGUACCCUAAAUUGCCUUGCAUAUUCAAGGUGCUUUUUUACACGAAAGCACCUAACUAGCUUUUGCAACCACAGACCAGCAUUGCAUACUGUUGCCUCGUUUUUGUGUUUAAUUGUUCCCAUUUAAUGUAUGUCACUUGUAGGUUCCGUAUCCCAAACCGCAUGACUUUGCAUUUCUCUGUAUUAAAUCUCAUCAGGUAUUUGCCUGCCCAACCCCUCAAUUUAUCCAAAUUCUUCUGUAGAGAAGUUCUAUCAUGUUCAGAAUGUAUGUGUGUGUGUGUAUGUAUAUAUGUAUAUAUAUAUAUAUAUAUAUAUAUAUAUAUAUAUAAUCUCUAUCUUACAAAGUUUUGUGGUGCCUGCAAACACAGCCAAAUUACUUUCAAUGUCCACUUCAACAUAAUUUUUAAACCGAUAAGAGAAGACACUCCACUUACAUUUGAACAUUUUCCAUAUACAGCUACUCUCUGCACUCUAUCUUUAAGCCAGUGUUCUAUCCAAGAACACAAUUCUGUAUCUAAACCAACUAAAUUCAAUUUUACUAGUAACAUUUUGUGUGGAUCUGUAUCAAAUGCUUUAACAAAAUCCAAGUAGAUUAUGUCUACUGGAACUCUCUGAUAUAGAUAUAGAUAUAUAUAUAUAUAUAUAUAUAUAUAUAUAUAUAUAUAUAUAUAUAUAUAUAUAUAUAUAUAUAUAUAUAUAUAUAUAUAUAAUUUCAUUCUAUUAAGAAGUCAGUAAAAAUAAAUAAAUAUAAACAUGUAUUCCUGACACUAUAGGUCUAACUUGCCAUUUAGGUAGCCAGCCCCCCCUUGCCCUGGUUAAAGAAAGGCGUCUGGGCCGCCCACGCUCUGCCACCUUGGCUGAGAUGAUCAAUUUUGUGAUUUCCCAUAGGUGUCGUCAGGACAGUCUCUUCUAGGCAGCCCCUUUGCUUCUUAUGUGCUAAUCAUUGGGGAUCUAUGUUGUGUGUACAGUAAUUGCUGUGUAGCACCAAUCCAGUGCUGUUUUGUGGAGACUUGUUUUUGCAUAUUUGUGCUGUGCACGAAUACCCCAAAUGUAAAGACAGUCGCUAGAGGCAUGUUCUUGGACAAAUGUAAUCAAUCCUUGGACAUGAUUUACAUUGGGCUUUUUGCAGCCGGUUUUAAGUCGGUCUGUGAGCUAGGUACACUGAUUGACCAUCAGUCACGUAAAGUUCUGAUGGUGCUUAGCAUCAACGAAAGGCAACUGUCUUCGCAUCAUCGGUUUCUUAUGUUAAAUGUGUAAGUGCAUAAUUGGAGUGUCUGGAGUAUGGGUGUCUGAUCACAAUUUGUCUUAAUCCUGUUGGUGAUCGUUACAGAGGGAUAGGGAAGCUAAAUGCCCUGUAUAUGUCAAUGUGUGAUACAUUUAGUAGCCUGUGUGUAAUGCAAGGAAGCUGUUUGCAUGAAAUGGGUUCUGUCUGAAAGAUCUCUUCUGUAUUUUUACUGACUUAAUAGUAUUGGAUAAAGUAGGAGUACAUCUACAUUUUUUUUUUUUUAGGCUAAUCCAUAAACAUAGAAAAAAAACAUGUUUCCUUGAGUAAUAUAGUUAAUUCAGUGAUCUUUUAUUCCCCUAUACAGAACCAUUCUUCUCAGCGUCAUCUCUCUCCUUAAUGAGCCAAACACUUUCUCUCCAGCCAAUGUCGAUGCUUCUGUCAUGUACCGAAAAUGGAAGGACAGCAAGGGGCGGGACAGAGAGUACACAGACAUUAUUAGGUAAGUAGUGUACCUACCUUGGCAUAUCUCUUUUCGGGAAGAGGUUGCAUUAUGUCCUUUAAUCUGUCUUGGAUGCUAGAAUUAAUAGAUUAUGUCAUCUAGAUAGUCCAUGUUUGGUGCAUAAAGGUACUUGAGGACAACAAGUGCCACAUACACACUCCACUCCCUGUGUACAAAUGGUACCAAUAGAAAAUGGCCAGAAGUAGUUAAGAAUACUUAUACAUGUGCAGAUAUAUGCAGAUAAUGUUCCAUGUAAUAGAUUCAUAAAACACAAAAAACAAUGCAUAGUAUAGACUGUAUUUACAAAUAAAUGAGUAUAAGAGUAAUUGGAUACACUCACGAAUUCCAGAGCCGUGCCAGGCUCUGUGUGUAAUGCCCAAGGGUGCCUCAAAAGGCUAUGUAGAGGAUCUUAAAUGAUGUCCCCCAAGACUCUGGAAAAAGCAGCAAUGAUGAUGAUAUUAAAAAUAAACAAAUUUAUUACAAUAAAUGUAAAAAAAAAAAAAAAAAACUCUCUGCAGGUCCCAUAUGGUGACACACAAGCUCACAGCUAUGCAGACGCGUUUCAACUCAGUCCAAGUUUUCAUCAGUGCAUAAAAAUCAUCCAGCUGCUAUUCCUUUUAAAUUCGCCGCUUCUAUGGCUGCCGGUCACGUAGGUGGAAGUUGGGCUGACCGGCGUCUGAUGUCACUUCCGGUAUUUUCGGCGCUAAUUUCAUCAGUUUAGUUUAAUUCAGUUCAUUUGCCCAAUUGAAACAGAAAGCUCCAUAUUGUAAAUGGGCGCCUAUAAUAACUCUUAAAGUGCAUAAAAAUAGACAAUUCAUCAUAAUAUAAAGUAACAUCUAUAAAAAAGAUAAUAAUCAUAUAUAGCUCUUCUCUGUGGAUCCCUUACAAGGGGGAAAUGAUAAGAGACAUGAGUAAUUAUACAUAAUAGCAUAAAGAUUUAUAUCACAUAUACAAUAUGUAGAUACAGCCCAUAUAGAUAGGAUUGGUUGAUCAGAGAGUGCAAAAUACUAAUCUGAAAAAAAAUAAAUAAAUAAAAAAAAUAAAUAUAUAUAUAUAUAUAUAUAUAUAUAUAUAUAUAUAUAUAUAUAUAUAUAUAUAUAUAUAUAUAUAUAUAUAUAUAUAUAUAUAUAAAAUCAAAUGUAAUGAGCUGGUACUAAAAAUGCAUAGUAUAUGCAUGUAAAAGGAUACAAAAAAAUCAUAUGCAAAACUAUAAAAAAGAGCCAGCGCAAAAUCUAAAUUUAAAUCAUUGGGGGAUAGAGUGUUUAACUCAAAUAUCCACCUGCUUUCAAAUUUGCAAAGUUCUUUGAAAUUGUCCUCGCCUCUCCAAUCCUUUUUUCUUUUGGGCAAUGGCAAUAAAACUAACAUGGGAAGGGUCACUAUUGUGGCAUUGUGAAAAAUGUGCAGAGACACUGUGUUUAUUGCCCAAAUGUUAUCUGCACGUGUAUAAGUAUUCUUAACUACUUUUGGCCAUUUUCUAUUGGUACCAUUUGUACACAGGGAGUGGUCCCUUUUCUAUUGCCUUGCAAUUUUGUUCACAGUGUAUGUCAGAAUUGAAAGAAAAAAAUAAAUAAAAAUUCUUUUAAUACAAUGUGUGUCACGAACACACCCUACUUUAAGAGUGUGUGAUGUUGUGGUGGUGCUGAAAGGGUUAAAGUUCACUAUUUGUCUGCACUAGACUUAAAAUAAUGAUACAAUCCCCCUUAACACCACCCACACUAAAGCAUAAUAAUAUAAAUAUUCUAAAGCUGCCACCACCAAGACAAUUUAUAAAUGGAGUGCCUUUGUCCCCAAAGUAACUUGAUAAUAAAAACCAACCAAAUACAACUUUGCACAAUAUCUAAUUGAAGAACACUAAUUAGUCUCUUCAGGUAAUGUAAUUCUUUACCAGACAAAAGCAGAACUUAAUACAGGAAUAUUUAUUAUGAGCAAAAAAUAGUCCCAGUGCAUACAAAAAUAGAUGAUAAAUUAUUUACACCAACAACAGAUAAAACCAAGAGAGAUAAAAUAACAGUCAUAAUCACUUAGGUUUUCAAAGUAAAACUUAUGCCCAGGGGGUCAUUGGUAAGGAAGAUGGUGACUCACUCAGAAUUAGAUUCUGGUCCCCAAGCAAGUACAAUGCACACUUAGUAUAAUUAGAUAUAUACCCUGUGGAUUACCAAGCCUCGUCCAGAGGUGGAGAUAAGGCGUACCUAUAGUAACUAUAAGUUACCACCCCCUUGUGUUCCAGACGAACAUCAAUAUAAAAAGGGAAACAUUUGGUUCUAUCUCUUGUGUACUUGCCACAGAAAUAAUAAUUGCAUCUAUGAAUUUACAAUUUUUCUCAUCCAUUGAUAUUCCACACUCCUUACUUGUGACCCAAAAUAGCAGACAUCACAAUCACUUCCCCUAUGGUUAAGUUACGCACAUCAUGUUUGGGCUUGAUUAGAUUGUGCUUGUCCUAUUAUGAAUAUAAUAAAAGAGGGAAUCUAGACAUGGCAAAUGUGUGACUUCUCACACCUUGCAGAGCAUUUGAUUAAUCAAAGGAUCAAUCCGUAUGGUAAACCAUCUGACUCCUUUUACAUUACCCCUUCUGUCAUCUGAUCUCUACCAAACGGUCAAAAUAUAUAUAUAUAUAUAUAUAUAUAUAUAUAUAUAUAUAUAUAUAUAUAUAUAUAUAUAUAUAUAUAUAUAUAUAUAUAUAUAUAUAUAUAUAUAUAUAUAUAUAUAUAUAUAUAUAUUAUAUACACAAAUUACAUUAAAUGGCAAUAUUCUAUUGUGCAACAAUGAAUUAUACACCCUUGUGUUCUGUCAUGAAGCAUGACUGACUGGUUUCUUGAUAGUCUCAAAUGCUUUUAACAAUGAUAAUUCUUGCUGUGUCAUCAUAAAUAAUUUAAAACUUAGUCAGUACCACGGACAUUUUAGACAGUGACUUAAAUGGAAAGGCUGAUCUAUAUAAUUUCUGUAAUAACUCCCUGCCGCCCUCCUCCCUCCUUAAUGUCAUAUUCUCAGGUUAUUGUUGUGUAAAAGUGGUCACUUUUUGCUUCCUGGGAUUUUCUUCAAAGUGUGUAUUAGAAUGCUAAUUAGCUUCCAAACACUCCAAUAUAUACCAGCAUAUACAAUAAUGUCUUUAUUACUAUUAUUUAGGAUGUCUUACGAUUCCAACAAUUAUUCUCAUGAUUAAGACAGCCCUCAAUAAACAAUAUGCCCACAUCAAUCUUGAUUGAAGAACAUAUGAAAAUAACUGUGUGGCCUAUCCAGUCUGCCUGUUAUCAUAUAUUUGUUGCAUUUAAAAAAGCUUUAAAGUACUCUAUAGUGUUGGGAAUACAAACAUGUAUUUCUGACACUAUAGUGUCAUGCUAACUGUCUGAGCAGUAAAAAACCUUUUUAUUUAUCUUUCGCUGUACCGAUCUCCAAACUGUUGCCUGGCUGAGAUCACCAAGAUUCCUAUAGUAAAGCAUUGGGAGGCUAGUGUGCAUGCAUGGCAAACUGCUGCGCUGUACCAAUCAAGUGCUGUCUAUGAGCAGCAUUUGAUUGAGAACAGAGUCUGACAUGGAUCUCACAAAGGAAGCACCACUAGUGGCGGUUAGGAGCACAGCCACUACAGGUGAAACAAGAAGUUUUUUUUACAUUGUACGGUUAAAACGGCAGGGGCAGUACACCUGGAUCACUUCAUUGAGAUUGAGUUGUUCAGGUGUCUUAAGUGUCCCUAUUAAGAAUAAUUUUGGAAGCUUGCAGAGGAAAGUGUGGGUUUUUUUUUUUUUUUUUUUAAUUCUUUAUUUAUUCCAAGGCAGUACAUUACAUUGAAAACAUAAUGCAUCAUAACAUUGCAAUAUAUUGUUACAUUGUGCAUGACCGUAUUCUAUCGUAUUUUCAAUAAAAGUAGGCCAACACUCCUUUCAAACCGUUACUUAACCAUUGUAACAUGGAGUGCGUCUAUCACACGAUACAUCGCUGUUUCCCUGUCCACCCCGGUAAAUUUUUAAUUUAUAAAGAAAAGUAUAAUAAACAUAAGGAGGCUGAAGUUACCAUACAAACAUUUCUUUUAUCGAUAGGACAUGCCCUAUCCAUUCCUAUGCGGUCGUGUACGGAUCCUAUAGAUCCUAUUCGUGAGCUCAUUCGAAUUUCUAUCCGUUUGCUCCUGUUAUCACCUGUCCACAUCCUUUAGCGAUGCAAAUUAUUUACUUAUUGUAUGGAAAUGUUAGAUCAGUUGUGAGGAGUUCUCACAAAAAAAGCAGGAAAAGAGGAGUAAGAGGGGUAAGUAUGAAGAUAGGAAGUGGGAGUAUGGGGAGGGGAGCGCGGGGGAAUCCAGGCCAACCUACAUCUAUCCGAUACAAGCCCGUCCAAGGGAGUCUCUCGUGUGUCCAUCAAGCACUUGCUGCCCCAAUUUUUUUUCAAACUUUUUCGUUGUACCCCUAACCCGGGCUGUUAGGUCAUCCAUCAGAUAAUUAUCUUUAAUUUUCCGAAUCAACGCAGUGAUUUCUGGGGCCUCUCUUUGCAGCCAUACCUGUGCCAAAGCUCUCCUAGCGGCUAGGUUCACUUUAUAAAAUAGGGUCAGUUCUGUUUUUGUCUAGUUUUCUAUUGAUUUGGCUAAUAAGAAUACCCAUGGGUCUAGCUUAACCUCCCUCUCAAAUAUUUCUCACAACAAUUGCGCAAUUUGUUGCCAAUAAACUUGUGUAAUUGGGCAUUCCCACCACAUGUGAAUAUAUGUGCCCUUGAGGCCGCACCCCCGCCAGCAUAGGUCUGUAGUAAUUUGGUUCAUACGGCUCAACUUUACCGGUGUAGCAUACCAUCGAAAUAGCGUCUAUGAUUGUUCCUGCAGCGAGACACACAUAGAGGACUGCGCGGCUGCCUCCCAUAUAAGGGGUCAUUGGAGAAGGGGAGGACACCAAGCGAUACUUAGUAGCGGCUGCAUCCCAUAUCUUCAGUGAAUUGAAAAUUGCAGGACAUGUCACACUGAUGUUUGGUCUGUGCUCCCUAGGGGUCCACAUAAAGAACUGAGGUAUAUCCAUCCCCAUAAGGGAUGCUUCCAGGUCCACCCAUCUCCUUUCCUCCGGUGGAGAGUGCCACAGCGCCAACUGGGCCAGCUGGGCUGCCUCAUGAUAAAAAUAUAGGUGCCCAGGCCACCCCUGUCCCUAGCCCGGUAAAGAAUGUUGCGUGAGACCCUAUGCUUCUUAUUCUACCAUAUAAAUUUGCCAAUGGUUUGUUGGAGCGGUCCCAAGUCAGAUCUGGUCACUCUGAUCGGGAGCGCCUGAAACAAAAACAAUAUUCGAGGUAGCACAUUAAUUUUUACGGAAUGAAUCCUCCCUAUGCAAGAAAUUGCUUUUUCUGUCCAGCUCUCCAUGUCUGUCAUCAAUAUCCUAAUCAGCAGGGUAUAAUUCUGUUGGAAUAAUUUAGAUGGGUCUGCCGUCAGUCGUAUUUAAUGUGGUCUCCUGUUAUUCGUAAUUGAUAGGUCUUCCCUAUGUAGGUUACGUCCAUCUCUGACAUACCUAUGGGUAGUACGCUGGACUUGUCCAUAUUUACCUUAUAUCCGGCCAGUUCUCCAAAUUUCUUCAAGACAUCUGUUAGCGCCGCCAUGGAUUCCCUCGGUUCUGUCAGUCCGUAAGACGUCAUCUGCGAAUCCUCGCACCACGUAUCGUUGCCCUCCGACUUCUACCCCUUUAUUGUCUGGGCUGCGCUUAUCGCAUGAAGGAGUGGUUCCAACAAAAGAGCGAACAAUUAGGGCGACAAUGGGCAUCCCUGUAUUGUGCAGUUGCUUAGACCAAACGGAGUUAUCUUUGCUCCCGAAAUGCGCCCUGACGUUAGUAUACAUGGCUCGAAUCGCCGUUGUGAACUGAGCUGGGAAGCCAUAAUGAUCCAGCAUUGUGAAUAAAUAAGGCUAUUUAACCCUGUAGAAAGCUUUCUUGGCGUCCAACGACCGUAACAUCGUCUGUAUUUUCCUUGUGUUUUGUUUCCAAAUGAGGUCCACAUUACGUCUGGUAUUUUCAAAGAGUUGCCCGGUAUGAACCCCACCUGGUCAGGGUGAACUAGCCGAUUCAGCAUUCAGGUUUAUCCUGGCAGCCAGAAUUUUCGCUAGUAUUUUUGAAUCAUGGUUGAUCAGGGAUAUCGGGCAAAAGUUUUCUGGGGCUGAUAGAUCCCGGUUUCGGCAGUAAGACCAUAUCUGCUAGCGACAUGUCUCUGUCAGGUGGACCUCCGUCCAUUAGUUCGGUGAACCAAGCUUCCAUAUGUGGAAUAAGCUCUUCCCUAAAGGUUUUAUAAUAGGUGCCAUCGAAGCCAUCUGGUCCCGGUGCCUUGUUACUCUUCAAUGUGGAUAUUGCUACGUGCAUUUCUUCUGCCAAGAUCUGUUUCCUCAAGGCGUCUGCUUCUGCCCCAUUCAGUGUUGGCAAAUCCAGCCCAGCAAGGAAAGCUUGUAUCUUGUCUCUUUCACUUUGCAUAUCGGCGAGAUCUGUUGUGGAAUGAUUCUAUAGUUUAGUAAAGAAUUCUGUGAAUACUUUUGCUAUGUCUGUAGGGUUCGUGUGAUAUUGACCUGAGGCGUCUUUAAUUUUGGUGAUGAGGGUUCCAUGUUGCCUUGGUUGGAGUGACCUCGCCAGCAGGGUGUCCAUCUUAUUGGCUUUUUCAAAAUAGGUCCGUUUAGACCCUAUAAUAGCCCGUGCCGUAUCGUCUAGCAGCGUUCCAGGAACCGAGGCCCUCAAUUCCUGAACCGCUAGUAGGUUAGUGGGUGUAGAAUCAGUCUUAUGUCUCUGUUUAGCCUUACGCAAGGACUCCAGGAGGGAUGAUAGUAAGAGGGUUUUACGUUUUUUCUUUAGUGUUGCUUCACGAAUUAAUAUGCCCCUGAUCACUGCUUUAUGAGCUGACCACACCAUCACCUUCGACAGGUCCGAGUCUCUGGCAAAAUAGUCCGUUGGUUCCUUCCGCACCAUGUCGACAAUCGCCCGAUCACGGAGCAGAGACAUAUUUCAUUUCCAGGGCCAGGGGGAUGCCGCACUUAGUUUAUCCAGGGUUAGGGAAAUGUCUGCGUGGUCUGACCAAGUGAUGGAGCCUACAGUCGAUUCCGAUACUUUGGGUACUGAUGAGGGGCUAACCAAAAACAGAUCUAUUCUUGUAUAGGUAUCGUGGGGGGCUGAGUAAAAUGUAAAAUCACUAUCGUCCGGGUGCUGCGCUCUCCAUAUAUCUAUGAGGCCUGUAUUUUGCAUGAAGAGAUGUAAUAAUUUGUCUUGUCUGCCUUUUAGUGUGAUCUGGGGAGAUCUUUACUAGAUCCCCUAUCUCUCGCUGGGCAUGGAGCGGCAUUGAAAUCACCCUCCACUAUUACCAUUCCAUGUGAUAAUGCGUUGAUUUCCUGAGUCAAUUCUACCCAGAACUUCCUAGAUGGGUCAUUUGGGCCAUAAAGGUUGAGAAUAUGUAUACUAUGGGAGUACAGCGUUCCUGACAGAAGUACAAAACGGCCUCCCGAGUCUGUGUGUACCCUAGAAACCUUGUGGGCACCUACGGUGUAUCAAAAUAGCCACCCCAUUCCUCUUAUUGAGAGCUCUAGAUUCAUACGUGGUGCGGUACUCAUGGUCCAUAAGCGCAAAUUUCGCAGAUGCCUGUAUAUGUGUCUCCUGCAGGAAGGCUAUAUCGGGGUUCAAUCUUUUGAGGUCCCUAAACAUGAGGCGCCGUUUUUUUAGGUGCAUUAAGGCCUUUAACAUUUAAUGACCAUAUUUUCACAGGCAUGGUCCUGCCCUGUGGGUGUUGCUGUGAUAAGGUGUAUUGUUAAGCCUACGUUCUAGGCUGUCGUACUUUUCCUUUCUCGUGGGUGGAAGGAGUAUUAUUGGCCUGCGCGAUAUAGCGUGCUUAUUGCGCGUGACACCUAACAUUUUACUCUUACCGGCCUUCCUGCCCUCUCGCCUUGACUGUACUCGUACAUCCGCCAGGUGGGCUUCUGUUAUUCUCCGGCUUUUCCUUAGGGGCGCUGCCUCAGCGCCCCCCUCCAGGGGAAGGUAAGGAGAGGUAGGAAAGGGGGUGAAAAGGGGUAGAAGUAAAGCAGAAAAAAAUUGGAAAACAGAUUAUGUACUUCUUGUGCCUGGUCUUACCGAUAGCCAGGCCUAUGUGGGGUGUGAGUCCCUGUCCCUCCAGCACUCCUUAGAGGUUCCACAGGUCCAGGGACCCAGACCAACCCAAGUUUUAUUGUGACAGCAUCUGAAUAUAAAUUGUCUUAAGCCCCCGUUUCUGGUACAUUUGCCUAGUAGAGUCGACCUACCACAAUCUGCCUAGGGUUAUCAAACUUGGUCGCCUUCCCCGGCUUCCACUAUCUCCCAUCAACUCGCCCGUCCCACGGUUCCCAUCGCCGCCCCGACCCCCCCAAGAAGCUCAAUAUUUCCACGAUAGGUGUUUCAAAGGUGUCAUCAGAUUUAUAUACGCCUAUGUUAGCCUAACCUGUAAAUCUAUAGUGCGUCCGGUAUAUCGCCAUCUAUAGCCCCGUAAACAUUUAGAUGCCAGCGGAGCAUGGGUCGGUCCCCUGAGUUGAAGGCUGGAAAUGGAACGGCAGAAGCCCAGGUGACCGCCCCUCCCCUGCCCGCAAAUCACAGAUCCCGCACAUUUUACCAUGCUUGGGGAGCCCUCUAAUCGAUAGCUCUUCUAGGCGGCAUGAGUGGCCCUUACAAUAACUACAGAUCGUCGUUGGUGCUCUUUAGUAACCCACCACCAUGUAACGCAACAGCUAACCACAGCAUACACCGAGGUUGCUAAACCGUGAAAAACAUAUACAUUUAGAAGAAAAAAAAUCAAACAAACGUUUUGAAAGAGACAAUUUAUCUCCCCGUCGCAAUCCUUCCUGCCUCCCCCCGGCCAUUUUGUGAGUCUCAAAUCCAAACCCUGUAUCGAAUUCCAAGCAUCCAUCUGUGGGCCUGUAUUGAUACAUUGCGUCGGUCAUAAUCUGGGUGCAGGUAUUAAGAUGGGGUGAGAACGUGCCCCCAAUGGAGCUCGAAAAAAUAGCAAAGAUACCCGACACCUACUCUCGAGGAGUCGUAAGCCCUAACCCUCCCCAUAAGAAAUGGUGGCCCCCCUAAUAAAGACCCCCGGGCCGAUCCAGGAAGUCCCGGCUGGAGCGGGCUUAAGAACCCCUAUAAUAUGUACCCGGAGGGGGAAAAAACCCCUCCCAAUAUCAGGAAGCAUGUCCCCCCGCCAGCCGGCCCGUGUGGGGGCUUCCCUAUCAAGGAAAUGGCCCCUAAAGAGAAGAAACCUCCAUUCUGUACUCACUCGCCCGCCGUGUACCAUCGCUGUCGCAGCAUCUGGAACCGCUAACUCUCCCGUGUCCUGCACCCCUAGCUCGUGUAGGAAUGUCACCGGAUUGCCGCCUGGUUGCAUGAUCCUAGAGCGCCCCUCCUUGAAGGCCAUAAGCCUGAACGAAUGGCCCCACGCAUACUUGAUAGUGUCGCUGAAGCAGUUCAGUUAUAGGUUGCCAUUCUCGCCGCUGCCGCAGGGUGUCCGGCGUCAGGUCCUGAUACAAGGCUAGUUCAGCUCCUCUGUACAUAAUUGGGCCCUCCCUUCCGCAUCCCAUCAAUGCUUCCUUCGUUUGGAAAAAUUUAAACUUGAUGAUAUCUCUAGGCCUGUUAUCGUUUGCCCGUCGGGCUUGCAGCGCCCUCUCUCGAUGUGUCAGUGGCUCUCUGGUAUGUUUGGGAGGAGCGGUUUAAAUAUGGAGGAGACCACCUCAAUCAGGGAGCCUUCCCCCUCCUGUUCAGGCAGACCCCGCAGCCUGAUGUUGUUUCGUCGUGAGCGGUUGCCCAGGUCCUUCAACGCAGGUUCAGCUGCCGCUAACCUGGACAUAAUAGGUUAAUUUGUGCAGCGGCCGUGUUAUGGGCUUCCACCGUGGACUCCACUCGUUGUUCGAGUACCGCCAUUCUGGUCCCCAACGCAUGUAUCUCCGCCUUGACUUUGGCGGUAUUCCUGGCUAUUUCCGUUGCCAGGUAAGUUCUCACCUCCGCCAAGGUCACCAGUAUUUGCUUGGGGUCAGUCUCCUGGGGUCCAGGUGUAACACUAGAUCCCGGGCUAGAGGGAGAUCGAGGCCCUCCAGUGCUCUCCUGUCCGCCAUCUUGGGUGGUGUUUCUCAUAGCGUGGGAGGCCGCAAAGAGAUCCGAAACCGUUGCGUCCUGUUCCGGUUGUUUUUUCGCCUGCUUUUUUUGGGGCCCUUUUAUCCAUCUCAGGUUCCCCCGCAGGUAUUUAGCUAUUUAAUUUCGAUCUGCUGCUUUUAACAGCUGUUGGUCCGGCGGUCCCGGUGGAGCUUCACACGGAUGUGUUCAGCUCGCUCCUACCGCAGACCACGCCCCCGGAAAGUAAUUUUUUAAGGCCUGGCUAGUAGUAGUAAUAGUAGUAGUAGUAGUAAGACUGACAUUUUAUACCUUGUUCUCUCUUUUUACAAAUGUGUUUUGAAAAGAAUUAAAGGGUUUCUCCAACCACCGUGACCACUUGAGUGAUGUGAAGUGGCCAUGGUGGUAGGAGUCAGUAGGUGCCAUAAUUUGAAUUGUGUGCUUGGAGCUAGGGAUUGACCGAUUAUCGGCUUUGCUGAUAUUAUCGGCCGAUAUUCUGUAUUUUUGGCAAUAUCUGUAUUGGCCAAUAUAGAUACCGAUAUUGCCGAUAAUCCAUUACACACACCCCUCACAAAUACACACUGCAUCCAUUACACACACACCUCACAAAUACACACAGCUCCCCUGUCUAAACACACUUCAUCCACUACAUGUGGCAUGUGUAUUUUGUGCAUUUACCAUUAGAAUUUGUUUAUUUUUUCAAAAUGGUAAAUGUACAGGUUAUCGGCCUGAAAGUUCAGAGUAUCGGCUCUAAAAAAAUCAAUAUCGUCGAUCCCUACUUGGGGCUAGUUGCAUCUCCAGCACAUGUGAUUCUAUUCGGCUGGCAACAGACACAAUUAUUUUCCCCCUCUAUUACUAGGAAAGCAGAGCAUCACGUGAAAAAGUUGAACACAGUUACAAGUAUUUUCCAGUGGUAUAAUUUCCAGAAAAUUGACAUUUCUGCAUUUAAGACUAUAAUUUAUGAACUGGUUUAUCUACACAAAAAUUAGCAUAUAUAAGAACUGCCUGCACACGAUCACAGCUUUUCCUUUGCUUCAAGGUAGGUGCACAUUGGCUCUGACAGGCAUUUUGGUGUAUCUGCCCCAUUUCUAAAAGUGCUAGUUUCUAACUAAUCUAGUUAUGGAAUCACAUUCCAGGUGGCGAUGAACUAACUGUUAAAAUUAGGUGGUAUGUUAUUGUUUCUAUCUGUUGUUUAAUGUGGAAGUGCUUAACAUAAUGUGCUACAUUUUAUAGAAAACAAGUCCUAUCCACGAAGGCUGAUGCAGAACAUGAUGGAGUAAAAGUCCCCACCACGCUAGCUGAAUACUGUGUAAAAACAAAGGCUCCAGCUCCAGAUGAGGGAUCUGACUUGUUCUAUGAUGACUACUAUGAAGACGAUGAAAUGGAGGAGGAGGGGGACAGCUGUUUUGAAGACCAAGAUGAUUCUGGGAAUGAGGAAUCUUGA